UGCGCGAGCGAGUGGGGGAGGGAGCGCGCGUGCGCGACCCGCCUGACGGACGGGGACGCUCAAGGGCGCAUGCGCAGCGCCGCCGCGCCUCAAGUCAGCUUGCCGAAGUCGGCCCGCCCGAGUGGGAGUCCGGGAGCAGCGGAGCGCGCGCCUGCGAGUGGGGCUCGCGCCCCCCACACCGCCUCAGUGGUCCGAAAAUGGCGGAGGGCAACGGCGCCGCUACGGGCCCCGAGAACCUCGCCGCCUCGCCUCCGCCUCUGCCGCCCCUGAGGGGGCUCCGAGAGAAGAUGGGUGAGGGGGCGCAGGGAGAGGGAGGGGAAGGGGUAGGGCAGGCUCCUCCUAUUCUCACCCCCUCGCAAGACACCUCGUAACCCCCCCCUUCCCGUGAUAUGCAACAAAAUUCAGAUACAGCUAUAUAAUCCCUAGUGUAGUAAGAUAAAACCUUCGCAGCAGGCAUUUUCAUUAAAAAGUUUUUUAUGAACCGCCCUAUUGCCCCUUAAGAUCAUCAUCAUCACUUUUAAUUUGUAUACCGUCUUUCUAUCUUACAUUACUCAAGGCGCUUUACAAGCUGAAGAAACAAAGAUGACUUUUAAAGCCCUGUUUCCUGAUACUUCUCCAACCUGGCUCCUCCGUUUUGUCCUGGUCCUCGCCCUCCUCAGUUGGGUCAUUCUCUUCUACCCUUUUUCUGAUUUCCCUCCAUCCUAGACAGAUGCUCACUGGUUCUGCCUCUUUUUAGCAUGUGUGUGUGUGUGCUUGUGAAAUUUAUUGAUUUAAAUAUCGCCUUUUUAUUAGUUUUCCAGCAACUUCAGAGUCAGUUCACAAGAAGUUAGCUGAGCAAACUGCAAGCAUGUUAGUAUCUAAGGCGCUACAAGAUCUUUAGUUGUCAUUUUAAUGUACAUCAUGUAUUAUUUUCGGUUUGUGGGUGAUUCUGGUACCAGUCACUGUCUACUCCUAUUCCCGCCCCCCGCCGAAUAGGCAGCACAAUGAAACUGGCAGAUCCACAGCUGAGACACUGAAAUCUGCAGCAACAAUGAAAUUGACAGUUUUCUCUGUCUUUAGCAGACCAGCUGAUCGGUUUGCUGGAGAGAAAAAAAAGGCUUUUGGAGUUUUCCAAACAAAUUACCGUAUUUUUCCAUGUACAAGAUGCCCCCAUGUCUAAGAUGACCCCUAUCUUUUGAGCCCUAAAUUCAGAAAUAAUUAAUUGCAACAUUCCGUGUAUAAGACGACCCCCAAUUUAAAACUUAAUUGGUGGGGGGAUAUAGUCUUAUGCAUGGAAAAAUACAGUAUAUCUGCUACUGAAUCAAGGGUAUCUUUUGUCUCAGUCUUAGCACAAAACUUACUAGUGCAGCAUUUUUCCCACAAACACCCUCCCUUGUACCUAUGAUAUAUUGAGGCAUACUGGUACCCUGGAAUUUAAAAAGAAGUGGAUAUUUAAAACAGCUUCCUGGCCUGAUCUCCUUACAGGCAAGCCCCCCUCUUCAUUGAUCACACAGAAAGCAAAUUGUUUAGUUGUGGAGGCGGGUGGGUGGCUAGCCUCUCACAACCCCAAAAAAAGGAUAGGUCUAUAUCUCAUACAGGAGGUCACAUUAUGAAUUGUGCCAUUUUGGACAGGAAGACAGCCCUUUUGUGGGCUUCCCUGCAUUAAAAAUUAUCUGAAAAUGGAAGCCUAACGUCGUUGCCUUCUUCUUCUUCUUUGGCAAUCCCUCAUAGCUGAGUCAGAUUGUCUUCCAUCAACACGGAUUUUAGCAGUGAGCCCAUAAGUGACAGUGGAGGCCAAUUCCGGAUCCGCACGUCCUUCCACAGUGGGGUUUCUGGGCGGGAGUUGAUCCCGGUGAAGAUUCUUCCUCUUCACCCGUUUCUCCCUCACGUCCCAAGUUUGAGUGUCUUCAAAGCCCAGGACGCCUUUGGUCAAGGCUGUUCUCCAACUGGAGCUCUCGCAGGCCAGUGUUUCCCAGUUGUCGGUGUUUAUACUACAUUUUUAAAAUUUGCCUUGAGAUCUUUCAACCUCUUUUGUGGUCCACCAGCGUUACACUUUCCAUUUUUAAGUUUGAAAGAGAGUCGUUUCUUUGGAAGGCAACAUGACCGGUUCAAAGUUGAUUGUCGCUUCGACACUGACAGUCUUUGCUUAUUUCAGUACGCUGGCAUUAGUUAUAGCAGGCAUGUCCAAAGUCCUAAAAAAAGCUCAACAGCUUUGGUUGGCCCUUUGGUUGGCCCUCACAGUCCUUCACUUCAUCAAAUCCGGCCGUCUUUGAAAAAGGUUUGGACACCACUGAGUUAUAGUGAGCAUAGGAACUGCCUUAUCCUGAGUCAGACCUAUUGGUCAAUCCAAUGCAGUAUUGCCGAUGAAAAUCUCCAGGGUUUCAGGCAGCCCUGUGUGGAGAUAUUGGAUGUUUGAGCCUGGGACUUUCUGCAGCCUUUCCGUAUUAGUGAUGGCAUAUUUGUUAACUAUCUGAACCUUACAGACUUAGCAGUGCUGUAGAGUCAAGUGAAGUGGUACCACGAACAUGAAUGCAUGGGCAGAGGAAGAAUGCAAACUCUCUUAUGAAGGAAGAAGCUCGGGGGGUCUAAAUACAAUAGCAAUGCUUUUUUCCACUUGCAUGAUAGAGACAUCAUUGUGUCUUUCGGAGACGCAAGUUAUUUCAAAGUUGGACUGGGAAUCCGUUGUGAAUUGCAGCGCUAGGAUCUAUUGUCUUGGGAAGUUUCGAACGGAUGUUUUCAUGCAUUUUUCAUCUUACUAAAAUUAAAACCGUUUGAGAUGGGGGGAGGAAUUAAGGGGGUGUCUUUCAACUGUAAGGGAAGGGAGUACACCAAGUUUUGUUCAAAUCUGAUAUGGCAGGUGAUGAAACCCUUGGGGUUUUUUGCGUCAAUUUGAUGUGGAAUGAUCCUACUUGGAAUUACUGUUUAAUUUAGGUUGGCAAGUCUGAAAUUAUAAAGAUUUUCUCUAUUCCACAUGUUCUACUGUCACACCUUCUGAAUGAAACAGCCUCAGACUUCUUACAUAUGAACUGACAUUUUACCAGUAAUUUCAAAUACAGUCAGAACCGAGACCCAAAACUAGACCUGAAACAGGACAUCUGUUAAUGGAUCUCCCAGGGUCUUUUUCUUUUAUUCCAAGAAGCUGGGGGAGUCUCCCAUUUGGACUGCAGUCAUGACACUAGGAGAGAGUCCAAAUGUUUAGGGAAGCUUUUAAUAUUUAUUAUUAUUAUUAAUAUUAUUGUAUUUUAAUCUUUUCUUGGAAGCCGCCCAGAGCGGCUGGAGAACCCCAGCCAGAUGGGUGGGGUAUAAAUAACAACUUCUUCUUCUUCUUCAUUAGGGUGUAUUAAUGGGGUGUAUUGAUAAUGCCUGUGAACUUGACAAACAACACAUACAGGGGGAAAAGUUCCCACUGAGAGGGAAGGCAAUUUCAUCACAUAAAGGGGCGGGGAAGAGGGGAAGAGGAAACUAGUCUACUUCCCUGCGUUGAGAGCAAGCAAGGAAAAACAAAGAAACAUGAAAAAGGAAGCAUAAUUUCUCAAUGCAGUGAGGUGGGGGAGUAUGAAAACAGGAAGAGAUCAACAUCUGUUUUAGUAUACUAGUCUAUAUGCAGGGCACAGAGAAUAUUAGAUCUAUAUUUGGCCUCUGUGUUCUUGAAUUAAUUUCCAUUAAUUUUAAUGUCAGUCUGUGAAUAUGCUGUCUUCUUACUCCAGGUCAGUGAGACAAAAUGAGUGUCGAGAGGGUCUGAUUUCUUACCAGUGAUGUUUUAAUGUAUUUUUAAUCUCUUGUUGGAAGCCGCCUCUUGUUGGAAGCCGCCUAGAGUGGCUGGGGAACCAGCCAGAUGGGCAGGGUAGAAAUUAUUAUUAUUAUUAUUAUUAUUAUUAUUAUUAUUAUUAUUAACUGCAUCCCCCUUGAAGCAAGUGUUGUGACAAUGGCAUUUGUUCAAGGGGAGAGGGAUGCAGCCAGGAUAAUGCCAUGCGCCGCACUUAGAUAAUGAUGAGUUAAGAUCCUUAUGCUGGGGGAGGAAUUAGUUCAGAGGGGUCUUUUUUAUCAUUGUGUUGUCAAUUUAAAGCCUGUUGCAGUUAUUUGGUAUCUUGCACAAGGAGAUCGGCAGUUCGGCGCUUGUUAUUCUAUAAAGCAUGAUGUAAAUAUCCAUAGCAGGGUGGAUUUGAUUUCAAUCACGAGUCUGUAAGACUUGAUUUAAAUCAUUUUUUAUUAAAGUACUUGGAGGUGAUUGUUUUUGGUGCAGCCUGGGGAGGAUUAUUGCCAUGACAGAACAGUUGUCAUGGAGAGGGGAAAUACUUUUCCUUCUUCCUCCUUCCCUCCCUUCCACAGUGCUGAGUUCGAGUGAGGACCGAAAUCGGAGACAAGGAAGCCAGCCUCCUUGUUUUGCUUGCAGAAUCCUUAGUGUCAAUUGUAGAAAUGUAAUUUAUUUUGAUCAGCUGCUGAAGAAGCAUCUUUCCCUAUGAAAUCAGGAGAUAGAAUCAUAGAGUUGGAAGAGACCACAAGGGCCAUCGAGUCCAACCCCCUGCCAAGCAGGAAACACCAUCAGAGCACUCCUGACAUAUGGUUGUCAAGCCUCUGCUUAAAGACCUCCAAAGAAGGGGACUCCACCACACUCCUUGGCAGCAAAUUCCACUGUCGAACAGCUCUUACUGUCAGGAAGUUCUUCCUAAUGUUGAGGUGGAAUCUUCUUUCUUGUAGUUUGGAUCCAUUGCUCCGUGUCCGCUUCUCUGGAGCAGCAGAAAACAACCUUUCUCCCUCCUCUAUGUGACAUCCUUUGAUAUAUUUGAACAUGGCUAUCAUAUCACCCCUUAACCUCCUCUUCUCCAGGCUAAACAUGCCCAGCUCCCUUAGCUGUUCCUCAUAAGGCAUCGUUUCCAGGCCUUUGACCAUUUUGGUUGCCCUCCUCUGGAAUGAUGAUGAUGAUGAUGAUUAUCAUCAUUUAUUAUUUCUACCCUGCCCAUCUGGCUGGGUUUCCCUAGCCACUUAGGGCAGCUUUCAGCAAACGAUUAAAAAUGCAUUAAAACACCAGUCAUUAAAAACUUCCCAAAAGAGGGCCGUUUAAAGAUGUUGCAUUGUGCCUGAACUUUGACAUUCCUGAUUUGCUGUGUUGUGUAUGUUUUGCAUUCCCAGCAUCUAUUCCUUUGUGUCGAUUGUAGAAACCAACUGCAUUUUCCCAUGCGUAAGACUCUUAUUUCGCCCCCAAUUUUUGAAGUUUAAAAUUGGGGGUCGUCUUAGACUCGGAAUGUUGCCAUUCUUUAUUUCUUCAAUUGGGGCUCAAAAAACAGGGGUCGUCUUAGAGAUGGGGGCGUCUUAGACACGGAAAAAUACAGUAAUUUCUUUUUAGCAGCUGCUGAAGAAACAUUCAGGUAGGUAACCGUGUUGAUCUGACGCAGUCGAAAUAAAUUUAAAAAUUGUCCAGUAGCACCUUAGAGACCAACUCAGCUUGUUUUUAGUAGAAGCUUUCCAAGUGGGUUUGAACCUCAAUGCUUAAAAACCCUGUUGCUCCCAUAUUUGUAUUGUUUAUUGUUAUAUUUGAUUGUUAAUCCAAACUUAAUUCUGUUGUGCUUUAUGCUCUUUUAGUAUGGUAUGUAAAACUGGUCUGGACCCUGAUAUACAGUGAUACCUCGGGUUAGGUACUUAAUUUGUUCCGGAGGUCCGUUCUUAACCUGAAACUGUUCUUAACCUGAAGCACCACUUUAGCUAAUGGGGCCUCCUACUGCUGCUGCGCCGCUGGAGCAUGAUUUCUGUUCUCAUCCUGAAGCAAAGUUCUUAACCUGAAGCACUAUUUCUGGGUUAGCAGAGUCUGUAACCUGAAGCGUAAGUAACCUGAAGCGCAUGUAACCCGAGGUACCACUGUAUAGUGGGAGGGUGGGUUGGGGAUUUUCUCCGAAGGGUAGUAGGAUUCAGUGGGUAUGGUCAACCUGCUGGCGACUGUUAACAACUGAAAAAGCAAGGGAUGGUAUGCAGAUGACCCAAAAUAGCUUUAGCAUGCAUAAAGACACAGGAAUCCAAUAUCUCUAUUCAGACCAGGUCUCUCCAUAGUUUUCAGUUGAGUAAUAAGUUGCAAUUCAGCAACUUCUCUUUCAAGUCUAUUUCUGAAAUUCUUUGGUCAUAAGACAGCUGCUUGGAGAUUCUGCGUUGAAUGUCCUGGGAGAUGGAAGUGUUCUCCUACUGCAGUGAAUGGGCAAACUUGGCCCCCCAGCUGUUUUGGGACUACAAUUCCCAUCAUCCCUAGCUCACAGGACCAGGGGUCAGGGAUAAUGGGAAUUGUAGUCCCCAAACAGCUGGAGGGGCAAGUUGGGCCACCACUGCUCUAGAUCAGGCAUGGCCCAACUUAGCCCUCCAGCUGUUUGGGCACUACAACUCCCAUCAUAACUAGCUCACAGGACUGGCGGUCAGGGAGGAUGGGAGUUGUAGUCCCCAAACAGCUGGAGGGCCAACUGGCUUCUCUGCCGUGUGAUUCCUGAUUUCAGAUUGAUGCCCAUUUAUCCUUUGGCAUAGAGUCUGGCCUGUUUGCCCAAUAUAGGGAGCCGAAGGGCACUGCUGGCAUUUGAUGGCAUACACAGUGUUAGAAAAUGAGCAGUGAAAUAGGCCUGAGAUGGGAUCACGUUCUGAUACCCAUGUCCAUGUUAAGUCUGCUUUCUGUAUUAUUGUGGGUGAGGAGUUUUAGAACUAUGAGCUUUUGAUUUUUAGAGACAUCUCUGCACAAGGAGCAGGUUUGAAUACAGUCGUACCAGCAAGUUUCUCCCCUCCUUUUUUUAUUUAGCCAAAAAAAAUUACAUAUAUAAUAUGUAUAUAUUACAUAUCCAACAAAAGAAGGAAAGAUAGAAAAAAAGAAAAAUGAAAGAAAAAGAAACUAGAAAUGAAACAGUAUCCAAUAAACUUCUUUGUAAGGAAUACAAGCCAUCCUUUCUCCUAUUAGUUAUUUCUUACAGGUUUUUAUAAUUAUAACAUUUCCUCUUAUGACUUCAGGCUCAACUCCCUAAUUUGUAUCUUGACUUCCUUCCCCACCCACCAGCGGUUCCUAAUAAAUCAUAUUUUGUUUGUCUGUUUUCUCUUAGUAAGUCUAUGGAUUGCCUGUGGUAUUUUAGGCUACGCCAAGUCAAGAGAAGUACUGAGAACCACCUUUUUUCAUGUAGUUUAUAAAAACAACCCAUUCUCUCUUUAUUCUCACAUUUGAGUGAUUUCUUAUUUGUAAGUUGAGCUAGUUCUAGAUACUCGCUAAGUUUUAAGAGCCAUUCUUCUUUUGUCGACAAUAUGUUGUUUUUCCAGGGUUUUGUAAUCAUGAUCCUGGCGGCCCUAGUCGCAUAUAGAAAGACUCUUUUUAUUGUCCUUUGGAAUGUCCAUUGUGAAAAUUCCUCAUAAAAAUAAUUCUGGUUUUUUUGACAUGAUAUACGAAGAAAUUUUAAAAAAUGAUGAGACAUACCAGCAAGUCUUGCAUGAAGCCUGCCGCCGGAAAUACAUUGUGGAUUUUUGCUGUAAUAACUGUGAUUGUGGUCUGUUUUACAGUUGCUGCAGCCCAGGUGUUAGCAGAAGAAAGAAGAAGCCAAAGUGGUGCUAGUCCUGUUCCACUCCAAUCUCCAGCUGGUAUGAAAUCUUCAACCAGGCCAGGUAAAAUUCUUGCUUCAAUAAUAAUAAAAAAAAAUUCCAUUCCUGUGGCUACCUUGGUUGUGGCUCUUUGCAUCCUUCCGCUUUUUAGUUCACGAAUCUGUGCUGCUACUUUUUAAGUUGCAUAUUCUCCUUCUCAAAAGAGUCCCAUUUUGACAUAUUUCAAAAGCUCGGUAGGAAUUGGUCUACUUGGGCCAGUGAAGAUGCUGUUUUUGUUUUGCAAAGCAGGAAAUGACCACAUGGGUAAGCAACCUUAGGCCUGGGGGCCGGAUCCAGCCCAGUGGCCUUCUCAGUCCAGCCCGCAGAUGGUCCAGGAAUCAGCGUGUUUUUACAUGAGUAGAAUGUGUGCUUUUAUUUAAAAUGCACCUCUGGGUUAUUGGUGGGGCCUGCCUGGUGUUUUGACAUGAAUAGAAUGUGUGCUUUGAUUUAAAAUGCAUCUCUUUUUUUGUGGGGCAUAGGAAUUCGUUCAAUUUUUUCCUCCAAAAUCUAGUCCGGCCCCCACAAGGUCUGAGAGACAGUGGACUGGCCCUCUGCUGAAAAGGUUUGCUGACCCCUGCAUUUACUUUUCUCUUAAAAUAAUCUUUAUUAUACAUCAGUUUACAUAGUGCUUAACAAAUAUGAUACAAUACAUUACAUAUAAUACAUACCCAACACACCUACAAAUCCUACGUGAACACCACAAAUACUCGACUUCCAACGCUUCUCUUUAUACUUUAUUGCCAGUCUUACCUCUACCAGACAUGGCCCAACUUGCCCCUCCAGCUGUUUGGGGACAUCAUCCCUAGCUAACAGGACCAGUGCUCAGGGAUAAUAGGAAUUGUAGUCCCCAAACAGCUGGAGGGCCACAUUUGGCCAUGCCUGAGUUAAUAUCUUAGAAUCAUAGAAUCAUAGAAUCAUAGAGUUGGAAGAGACCACAAGGGCCAUCGAGUCCAACCCCCUGCCAAGCAGGAAACACCAUCAGGGCACUCCUGACAUAUGGUUGUCAAGCCUCUGCUUAAAGACCUCCAAAGAAGGAGACUCCACCACACUCCUUGGCAGCAAAUUCCACUGUCGAACAGCUCUUACUGUCAGGAAGUUCUUCCUAAUGUUUAGGUGGAAUCUUCUUUCUUGUAGUUUGGAUCCAUUGCUCCGUGUCCGCUUCUCUGGAGCAGCAGAAAACAACCUUUCUCCUCCUCUAUGUGACAUCCUUUUAUAUAUUUGAACAUGGCUAUCAUAUCUCCCCUUAACCUCCUCUUCUCCAGGCUAAACAUGCCCAGCUCUCUUAGCCGUUCCUCAUAAGGCAUCGUUUCCAGGCCUUUGACCAUUUUGGUUGCCCUCCUCUGGACACGUUCCAGUUUGUCAGUGUCCUUCUUGAACUGUGGUGCCCAGAACUGGACACAGUACUCCAGGUGAGGUCUGACCAGAGCAGAAUACAGUGGCACUAUUACUUCCCUUGAUCUAGAUGCUAUACUCCUAUUGAUGCAGCCCAGAAUUGCAUUGGCUUCUUAGCUGCCGCGUCACACUGUUGGCUCAUGUCAAGUUUGUGGUCAACCAAGACUCCUAGAUCCUUUUCACAUGUACUGCUCUCAAGCCAGGUGUCCCCCAUCUUGUAUUUGUGCCUCUCAUUUUUUUGCCCAAGUGCAAUACUUUUACAUUUCUCCCUGUUAAAAUUCAUCUUGUUUGUUUUGGCCCAGUUCUCUAAUCUGUCAAGGUCAUUUUGAAGUGUGAUCCUGUCCUCUGGGGUGUUCGCCACCCCUCCCAAUUUGGUGUCAUCUGCAAAUUUGAUCAGGAUGCCCUUGAGUCCAUCAUCCAAGUCGUUGAUAAAGAUGUUGAAUAACACCGGGCCCAAGACAGAACCCUGUGGCACCCCACUAGUCACUCCUCUCCAGGAUGAAGAGGAACCAUUGAUGAGCACCCUUUGGGUUCGGUCAGUCAGUCAUCUUGACCCUGCUCCACUGAAAAGCAUUGGGUGUUCAGUAGGACGGUUCAUUAAAAAACUUUAUUUUGAAAAUGCCUGCUGCAAAGGUCUUAUCUUACUACACUAGGAAUUAUAUGGCUAUUUCUGACGCGGGUGGCACUGUGGAUAAAACCUCAGUGCCUAGGACUUGCUGAUCGUAAGGUCGGCGGUUCGAAUCCCCGCGGAGGGGUGAGCUCCUGUCGUUCGGUCCCAGCUCCUGCCCACCUAGCAGUUCGAAAGCACCCCUAAGUGGCUGUAGAUAAAUAGGGACCGCUUUAUAGCGGGAAGGUAAACAGCGUUUCCGUGUGCUGCGCUGGUGCUGGCUCGCCAGAUGCAGCUUCGUCACGCUGGCCACGUGACCCAGGAGUGUCUUCGGACAGCGCUGGCUCACGGCCUCUUGAGCGAGAUGAACGUGCAACCCUAGAGUCGGACACGACUGGCCCGUAUGGGCAGGGGUACCUUUAUCUGAAAUUUCAUACAUAUCAGUUAAUAUCUUGACCCUCCUCCAUGAAAAUAGCUGUUUACUUGGCCAUUUUCCUAUGUCGUGAAGGCUGAAAUGUCAAUUCAGCGGAGCAGGGUCAAGAUAUUAACUGAUACAUUUUGUAUAUUUCAAAUAUACACCUGGACUUGUUUUGAUUAAUUUCUACAGGAGACUUUGUGGUUUUUUAAGUCAUAAUUAGGAAAAAUGGUAAUAAUCGCAUAUAAAAGAAACAGUAUACAAGAAGUAAAUAGGAUAAAGGAAGUCUUUUAUUUUUAUGUUAUGUUUUCUUUGUGUAAGGGGAUAGAAGUUUAAUUUUGAUAAUUAAAUUGUCAACGGUGGUGGGUUUGUAUGUACAAGUUUUUGUGGGCUAUGUUGUAAAUAAAGUAUUUAAAAUUUUUUAAAAAGUUAUUAACGAUAUGCACGAAAUUUCAGAUAUAGCUGUAUAACCCUUAGUGUAGUAAGAUAAGACCUUUGGAGCAGGCAUUUUCAAAAAAGAGCUUUUUAUGAACCACCCUAAUUCUGAUGUUAACCAGUAUCCCUGCACAUCAGGCUGGAGUUGCACUCCUGGGAAAAGAAAAUUGCGCCCAUUGGUCACUUGUUCCUCCAGAAAUCUCAGCCCUGUAACCAGUUCAACUUUGCCGUCCUUUCCAGUGAUCGAUGGUUCCACUUUGAGAACAGAAGAGAGGCAAAGGCUGGCCAGGGAACGGAGAGAGGAGCGCGAGAAGCAGCAAGGUAGGCAUAUAUUUAAAUGUAUGGAUAAAAAAUGCAGCCUGUUGCAUUUGUGUGGCAGACAGGGUGGAUCUGAUUUCAAUCAAAUCAAUUUAAAUCACUAGUCAGUCAGACCUGAUUUAAAUCACUAGUCAGUAAGACUUGAUUCAAAUCAAUUUAUUUUACAGAAAGGUUCAGCCUUGCUGGCAUCCUCUUAAUCUGGACAAGCAGAGGAAGGUUUCAUUUUUGGAAGAAUAAAUUUUCAGAGUGGUUUUGACAGUUCUAUCAAACAUGACUGAUUUGGUUCUAAUCUUAGAAAUACAUUGACAGAUAAUGAUGAAAUGAUGGUGAAGUUUAAUAAAUUAACUGCUUCUAUUUGGAGAGCUUUUCUGCUAUACUCGAUUGGAAGGAGAAAAAGACGCAUUCCCUUCAUAACCAUUUAAACAAUUUAUUUACCUAAAACAAUAGCAUCAUGGCAUCUAUGUUUGUUAACUGAUGUGUUUAAACAAUUUUUUUUAAAAAGUCUUAGUUUUAGCACACAUGAAAAACUUAAAAGAAAUCCUUAUUUCCUGAUGAAUAAUUGCCUUUGGACUAGAAUGUCACUUAAAUAGAAAAUCUUUAGAAAGAUUUUUCCUCCAAAAGCAUUUUAUUUUAAAAAUCUGAUUUACAUUUUUUAAAAAAUUGAUUUAAAUUUUUAAAAUCCGAUUUUUAAAAAUUUUAUUUUUUUAAAAUCAUUGAUUUUUAUCCACCCUGGUUGAAAUUUGCAGCUGCCAAAGAAACUCAAAUAUUGGAAAAGGAGAAGAAGGCCAAGCUCCAGUAUGAGAAGCAAAUGGAGGAGAGGCAGAGAAGACUGAAGGAACAGAAGUUGAAAGAGCAACAAAGGAGAGUAGCAGUAGAGGAAAAGCGGAAACAGAAGCUGGAGGAGGACAAGGUAUUGUAGAGCUGGCCAAACUUGGCCCUCCAGUUGUAGUCUCAAAACAGCUGGAGGGCCAAGUUGGGCCAUGCCUGCAUUAGAGAGACACUAUGAUAGUGGCACUAGUUAUAGCUGUCUUAAUCGUCUUUUAGAGAAUAAGGCAGGGCUGUCAACCGGCUGCCCGCAAUUUAUUGCAAUUUCUCACACUUUCCGUUUUAUUUUUGUUUUAAUUUUUAAAAAUCUUUAUUAAACAUUCAAACAUUACAUACAUAAAAAUAAACAAUGUAACCUGUAUACAAACUCCAUGUACAAACUCCAUAUACAAACUUUGCUAAGAAAGGAAAAAAAGGAAAAGGAAAAAAUUGAAGAGUAGUAAUAAUAAUAAUAAUAUAUCGUUUCUCCCCCACCCAUCUGGCUGGGUUUUCCCAGCUACUCUGGGCGGCUCCCAACAGAAUAAUAAUAAUAAUUAUUAUUAUUUAAAAUUUCUACCCCGCCCAUCUGGCUGGGUUCCCCCAACCACUCUGGGCGACUUCCAACAGAAUAUUAAAAUACAGAUCAAGGAUGAAAUCAGUAAAACAGACUUCUGCUUAUUCUCAUUAUACCAUAUUUCAAUUUGUAAUUUUACACACAGUGUCUUUUUGCGAUUUCUUAGUUCUUAUCAAAAGGUCCUUUUAUUUGUCACCUUUCAGUUACAAGAGUUAAUCUAUGUCUGCCAGAAGUUUUUUGUUAUCCCCAUCAGUAUUCAAAUAUUCUUUCAAUACUACCCAUUCUUUAUUCACCUUCUAUGUUGAGUAUCCUCGAAGUCUCCCUGUCAUUUUUGCCGGUUGUAUAUAUUCUACCAUUUGGGCCUGCCAAUUGGUUUUUGUGGGAAUAUUUUCACUUUUCCAAUUCCUCACCACUCAAAUUCUGGCUGCUGUCGGUGCAUACAUGAGGAGUGGUCUAACCUUUUUCUUAAUUUCUGUUGGCAUGAUUCCUAAUAGGAGGGCCUCCGGGUUUUUUGUAAAUGGGAAUUUGAGUAUCCUUUUCAGUUUAUUAUAUAUAUAUUGUGACUAUUUCCUCCUUGCACUAAACUGGGAUUCCCAGAAGCAACUGGCUGCCCAGUGCCCAGAACAAGAUGACUAGAUGGGCCAUUGGUCUGAUCAAGCAAGUCUGCUCUCCAUUUUUUUUGUAAAUGGGAAUGUGAGUAUUUUUUAAAAAUCAUUAUAUAUACCGUAUUUUUUUCGUCUAUAAGACAUCCCAUGUAUAAGAUGCCCCUUAUUUGAGGGGGACUCAGAUUUAAGAAAAUGGGGGGAGAUGGCCCCGUAUAUAAGAUGCCCCCUAAUUUUUGAUAUUAUUUUUUAGGGAAAAAACCUAGUCUUAUACACGGGGAAAAACGGUAGUGUCCCAAAAUUCUCUUAUUUUCUUGCAUUCCCAUCACAUACUUAAAAAGCUUUCUUUGACCUGCCCCCUUAAGAAAAGUUCAACAACCUUGACCUGCCCCCCUAAAAAAACUCAACAACUUUGGUCUGCCCCCCUAAAUAAACGCUUGUCAACUCUGAACACCCCCCUAAAAAAUGGGUAGAUCACUGCCAGUCUCCCCACCCCCCCCACCCCCGGAAGUAGAUCACAGUCUCUUGGGAGUCGAAUGUCCCUGGCAUAAGGGACAACUUGGAAGGGGUCACAAUGCCCACAAUCAUCCCUUCAUUGCAUCUCGUGUGUGUGUGUGUGUGUGUGUGUGUGUGUGUGUAUAAAAUUAAUCAAGAAAAAAAACAAGAGAGAAAUAGGAAAAACAAAAUCCAUAUACACAAAAAUAAAAAACUAUCAUUUACACCCUUGUGGCUUCCCUCCACCGCAACCCGACAUCUUGUAUGUUAUAAAUGCUUUAACAUUGUGUCUUGUAGGAAUCAAUGUAAAGCCAUUACAGUGGUACCUCGGGUUAAGUACUUAAUUCGUUCCGGAGGUCUGUUCUUAACCUGAAACUGUUCUUAACCUGAAGCACCACUUUAGCUAAUGGGGCCUCCUGCUGCUGCCGCGCCGCCAGAGCACAGUUUCUGUUCUCAUCCUGAAGCACUAUUUCUGGGUUAGCGGAGUCUGUAACCUGAAGCGUAUGUAACCUGAAGCGUAUGUAACCCGAGGUACAACUGUAUUAAUUUUGCCUUAGUUUCGAACAUCUUGACAUACUUAUUCUAUGCAUAUCAAUAUGUUAUCCUUAGAACAGUGUUUUUUCAUAUUAACAGGUUGGUCAUUGCAUCCCUUAAAAAUAUCUAGAAGUGGUUGCAGUUACAACGCUCCUUUAAUCAUUCCAUUCGGACUGAUUCAGUUCACAACUAGUGAAUUUGGAAGAUGUUUUGCUUUUGUGUGUGUGUGUGUGUGUGUGUGUGUGUGUGUAUUGAGUUUGACAAUUUAAUCAACAUAACAUAAAUCACAGAAAGAAAUAAACAUAUUUCCCUUUCUGCCAGCCCAACUUCCCCUUCUGAUUCUUUCUAAUCUUUUAUCCUUAUGCCUAUUUUAAACAAGAUUAGUUUAAAAUAUGCAGAAUGAGAAAAUAUUAGAAAGAAUAUUUCUAAUUUCUAAGAAUAAUAUCAUUCCCCUUUACCCAAAUCCUCUAUUUUUUUCAAAAAAAUUAUACCAAGCCAUUAAAAUCCUAUAUUAUGCUUGUUUUUAUAUAAUAUAUAUAGAUAUAUAUAGAUAUAUAUAUCUUUAUUAAACAUUCAACACGUAUUUACCCAACAAUUUACCAUAUUACAAUUUAUGCAUGUACAGUGGUGCCUCGCAAGACGAAAUUAAUCCUUUCCGCGAGUCUCUUCGUCUUGCGGUUUUUUCGUCUUGCGAAGCACGGCUAUUAGCAGCUUAGCGGCUAUUAGCGGCUUAAAGAAAAAGGAAACGAACUCGCAAGACGUUUUGUCUUGCGAAGCAAGCCCAUAGGGAAAUUUGUCUUGCGGAACGACUCAAAAAACGGAAAACUCUUUCGUCUAGCGAGUUUUUCGUCUUGCGAGGCAUUCGUCUUGCGGGGCACCACUGUACACUACACAGAAAAAAAAGAAAAUAAAGAAUAAAGAUAAGAAAGAUAAAAUAAACUUCCGAUUGUUCUCAAAAAACUGAAUCUCAUUUGUUAUUUUUUACACAGUAUCAUGUUCUUUUACUUUGUUUCCUUAAUUUUCUUCAGAGAAAAAUUAUUUAGUUUAUUAUCUAUACAUUACAAGAAUCAUUCAAGGUCUGCCAGGAGAUUUUUGCUAUCAUAGUAGUUUUUCAAAUAUUCUUUAUUUGAGCGUGGAAUAUUUAAUAUUUAAGCUUGUCUGUUUAAGCUUAAUAUUUUAAAUUUUAAAAAAUCUGAUUUAAAUUUUAAAAAAUCCAAUUUUUUAUUUUUUAAAUCAUUGAUUUUUAUCCACCCUGUUAAAAGUCCUCUAGAGAGGGAUUCUUACCCUGUUUAGGGAAUUUUUAAACGUUUAAUGUUGUAUUGUGUUUUUGAUAUUCGAUUGGGAGCCACCCAGAGUGGCUGGGGGAACCCGGCCAUAUGGGUGGAGUAUAAAUAAAUUAUUAUUAUUAUUAUUAUUAUUAUUAUUAAUGCAUAUAUUUUAUAUCUAUAGCAAUAUCUUAUCUAUCAUCUAUAUCUAUCUAUCUAUCUAUUUAGCUAUCAUCUAUCUAAUGACUUCAUUAAAUAAAUUUUAACAUAAUCAAACAUUCAAAUUACAUUUUACAAUUUCAGUGAACCACCCCCUGCCAUGACUUCCCCCAACUUCCCUUUCUGAUUUACAGUGGUGCCUCGCAAGACGAAAUUUAUUCGUUCCGCGAGUUUUUUCGUCUAGCGAAUUUUUCGUCUUGCGAAGCACGGUUUCCCAUAGGAAUGCAUUGAAAUUCAAUUAAUGUGUUCCUAUGGUCAAAAAAAGUCCAAUCAAAGCCAAAUUUGAUACAACAAUAGUUUAUUAACUGCUCUUUAAAGUCACACAUACUUUAAAGAGCAUAUCAAAAAUUGAAGGAACAAUAAAUUAAGUUUCUAAACGUGACAGGAAAAACAUUUAAAAAUCAAAAAGGGUACAUUACAUUUUCUAAGACUCUGGGGAUCACUCGAAGAAGGUUCCUCUUCCACUCUUUGCUUCUUGCUGAGGAACCUGUCCAUGGUCUGCUGCUUCAUCCGCCUUUUCAGCAGCUCCCUGAGAGGCAACAUGACCGUCAGUAUCAAAAGUGUUCGCUUGGUCAUGUGCCACGUGCUUGUUAGGGUGCUGCCGCUCUGCAAAAGCCUGCACCUCCUUCCACUUCUGGCAAAUGUCCCUCAGUUCUUUGGAGGACAGCCGUUCCUCAGUUGCUUCCUCCUCUUCCAGCGAGGCCUGCUCCUGCGCAACCUCUGACUGCAGUUCAACCAGCUCCUGGGUGAUCAGCUCGUGGUUGUGCUCCUCCACCAGCUCGCAGACGUCCUCCUCUGUGACCUCCAGGCCCAUGGUCCUCCCCAAGGCAACAAUGUCCUGCACCACUGUUGACUCUGGUGCAUCAGAGUCACUUGGUGCCACACAGUCCGGCCACAGGCUGCGCCAAGCGCAAUUCAAAUUUCUCUGGCUGAUCCCGUUCCAGGCCGUGGUGAUCAUCUUCAAGCAGGUGACAAUGUCGAAGUGGUCCUUCCAGAAUUCCCGCAGGGUGAUGGUGAAGCAUCGCCUGAAAAGCUCCUUGGUGUAGAGUUUUUUGAAAUUGGCGAUGACCUGCUGAUCCAUCGGCUGGAGCAGUGGCGUGGUGUUAGGCGGCAGGAACAUGAUGUUGAUGAAGCUGAACUCCUCCAACAAGUCCACCUCAAGGCCUUUAGGAUGAGCAGGAGCAUUGUCCAUCAGAAGCAAAGCCUUCAGCGGCAGGUCGUUGUCCAGCAGGUACUGUUUGACAGCAGGGCCAAAAGCAAGAUUGACCCAGUCCACAAACAGCACAUGUGUGACCCAAGCCUUGCUGUUGGAUCGCCACAUGACACUCAGCCGCUCCUUGUCGACCUUGUGUUUCUUGAAGGCCCGUGGGUUCUCCGAGUGGUACACCAGCAGGGGCUUGAUCUUCAGGUCGCCGCUUGCGUUGGCACAGAAGAGCAGGGUCAGACGGUCCUUCAUGGGCUUGUGGCCAGGCAACUUGGCCUCCUCCUGUGUGAGGAAAGUCCUUUUGGGCAUCCUCUUCCAAAACAGCCCGGUCUCGUCGCAGUUGAAGACCUGCUGUGGAACGUAGCCCUCCGUCUUCACAACCUCCAGGCAAAGUCUUCAGCCGCAGGAACAUCAGAACUGGCAGCCUCUCCAUGCCUGACCACGCUGUGGAUUCCAGAUCUUGCCUUGAACCGGUCAAACCAGCCUCUGCUUGCCUUGAAGACUUCUGGCUCACCUGAGGUUCCUGGCUGUUCCCGGAUGAGGUCUGCGUGCAAGGCCUUGGCCUUCUCACAAAUGACGGCCUCAGUCACUGUGUCCCCUGAACGCUGCUUCUCUUCUAACCAGAUGAGCAGCAACUUCUCGACCUCCUCCAGAACAGCUGGGCGGUUCUUCACGAUCCUGGUGACUCCCUUGGCUGCAUCAGUCGCAAGGAUCUUCUCCCUCAUCUUCAGGAUGGUCCCGAUGGCCGAUGGGUUUCUGCCGUACUCCCUGGCGAGGUCCGUCACACGCAUUCCACCGUCGUGCUUCCGGAUGAUCUCCUUCUUCAUUUCCAGCGUCACCUUCUCCUUCUUCCUCUCGCCGGCCUCCGCAGCAGCAGCAGUCGUCUUGGGUCCCAUGGCAGCGCAGCUGUUACCUUCGUAAACUCAGAAAAAGAAAAAGAAAAUCAGCAAUUCAAACCCAGAACCAAGUCCUUGAAUUCCAAACACCCAACCCAAAAUCCAAAAACCCCAAAAAAAGUUUUAAAAGUUUAACUUACGAAAUGGCUGCAAAUCACCAAAGUCUUCAAAAUCCUCAAAUGGCUGCAAAGAAGUUUUGGGAAAGCUUUAAAAAUCACCAAAGUCUUCAAAAACCUCAACUGUUCCCCCAGCCCCUCCCCAACUGUUGCAAACCCCUCCUCAACUGUUCCCCCAUCCACCCAGCACACAGAAAUUCAAAACCCAGAAAUUUUUUUCAAAAAACAACAACAUGGCCCAAUGGUCACAGAAAACCAUAAAAAUUAAAAAAAAACCACACAAGCUCCCAGAUUCUUGCAAACCCCUCCCCAGCUGUUCCCCCAUCCACCCAGCACACAGAAAUUCAAAACCCAGAAAUUUUUUCAAAAAACAACAACAUGGCCCAAUGGUCACAGAAAAUCAUAAAAAUUCAUAAAAAAACCACACAAGCUCCCAGAUUCUUGCAAACCCCUCCUCAACUGUUCCCCCAUCCACCCAGCGCACAGAAAUUCAAACCCAGAUUUUUUUUCAAAAAAAAAAAUAAACAUGGCCCAAUGGUCACAGAAAAUCAUAAAAAUGCAGAAAAAAACCACACAAGCUCCCAGAUUCUUGCAAACCUCUCCCCAACAUCAAGUCCUUGAAUUCUAAACACCCCAACCCAAAAUCCAAAAAACCCCAAAAAAGUUUUAAAAGUUUAACUUACCAAACAGCUGCAACAGAAGUUUUGGAAAAGCUUCAAAAAUUCAGCAAACUCUUUAAAAAGCUCAAAAAGGCCACCACACCGCGUGCAAUGUGUUGCUCCUCGAAGUCAAGUCGCAACUGCACCUCUUCCAGCAAUGCACCCUGGGUAUUAACGGUUUUACGAAAAAGGAAACAAACUUGCAAGACGUUUUCGUCUUGCGAAGCAAGCCCAUAGGGAAAUUCGUCUUGCGAAGCAACUCGAAAACGAAAAAACCUUUCGUCUUGCGAGGCGUUCGUCUUGCGGGGCACCACUGUAUAACAUCUCUGUUUCAUCUGCUUAAAUUUUUGUAUUCCUUAUCUGUUAAAAUUAAGGUUGGAACAUUUGUCUCUUCUUCUCAUUUUUAACCUCAUAAUUGUAUUUUCUGUUUAUAUUUGUCAUAUAUUAUAUAUGCAUUCAUUAUAAUAAUUUUCCAGAGAGUGACGCGCUCACAGUUUCCGCUGCCUAACUCCAGAGAUUUUUUGAUCAAUAGGAGCGCUAUGAGGCGGUGCUGCAUCGCACCCUGGAGCGGAGCCAGCGGCUGGAAACUCGACAGAAGAGAUGGUCCUGGGGCGGCUCUGUGACUGAUUCAGACGGCAAGCCAGGUAGGUGUCUGGGGCUACCUUUCUGUUGGCCUGGAGAGAUGCUGCCAGCCAGAGGAUUCUUCUUCUUCCCCUCCUCCUUCUUCUCUCCUCCUCCUCCUCCUCUUCUUCUUCCUCUUUUCCUCCUCCUUCGCCUCUCCUCCUCCUCUUCUUCCUCUUUUCCCUCCUUUUCUCUGAUUCUUCUCCUCCUGCUACUCCUCCUCUUCUUCUCUCCUCCUCCUCUUCUUCUCUCCUUCUCCUCCUCCUCCUCCUCCUCCUCCUCUUCUUCUCUUCCUCUUCUCUUCUUCUUUUCCUCCUCCUCCUCCAUCUCUCCUCCUCUUCUUCUCCUCUCCUCCUCCUCCUCGUCUUCUUUUUCCCGUUUUCCUCCUCUGUCUCUCCUCCUCCUCCUCCACUUCUCCUACUCCUCCUCUUCCUCUUUUCCUCCUCCUCCACUUCUUCUCUUCCUCUUCUUCUUUUCUUCUCCUCCUCUUUUCCUCCUCCUCCUCUCUUCUUCUUCCUGUUUUCCUCCUCCGUCUCUUCUCCUCCUCCUCCUCCUCCUCCUCCUCCUCCUCCUCCUCCUCCUCUUCUUUCCCUCCUCCUCUUCCUCUUUUCCUCCUCCUCCUUCUUCUCUUCCUCUUCUUCUUUUCUCCUCCUCCUCUUCUCUUCCUCCUCCUCCAUCUCUCCUCCUCCUUUUCCUCUUCCUCUUUUCUCCUCCUCCUCCUCUUUUCUUCUUCUUCUUCUUCUUCUUCUUCUUCUUCUUCUUCUUCUUCUUCUUCUUCUUCUCUCCUCCUCCUCCUCCUCCUCCUCCUCCACCUUCUCCUCCUUCUCUUCUCUUCUUCUUUUCGCCUCCUCCUGCUCCUCCACCUGCUCCUCCUUUUCUUCCCCCUCUUUUUCUUCUUCUCUUCUUUGGCAAUCCCUUUUGUGGGAUUGCAGAGGUCAAUUCUGGACUCACACAUCCUUCAGCAGCAGGGACAUUGGAUUCCAGGCAGGAGUUAAUCCCGGUGUGGAUUUGCCCAGCUUGCCUUCCUGUUCGCCCGUUUCUCCCUCGCAUCCUGAGUUUGAGUGUCUUCAAAGCCCAGGACACAUUUGGUCAAGGCUGUUCUCCAAUUGGAGCGCUCGCAGGCCGGUGUUUCCCAGUUGUUGGUGUUUAUACUACUUUUUUUAGAUUUGCCUUGAGAUCUUUCAACCUCUUUUGUUGACCACCAGCAUUACGCUUUCCAUUUUUAAAUUCAGAAGAGAGUCGUUGCUUUGGAUUUGCUUUGAGACAGUCUUUUAAACGCUGCCGGCCAGAGUAGUCAGUGCUGGGCCAGUUUAGACCACGAGUCUGGCUCCCUGUAAGGCAGCUUUGGAUGUAUGAAAAACUGAGCAUGGGAAUGAAGUGUGGUUUGAUUUAAAAGUAAAGGUGAAGGGUUCAGUAAAUGUGGCCUGUUUAAACUGGCUCUUUCUACAGAAAGCACGGUAGCUUUCCUAUGUCAGUUAUCUUGCAGAUACUUGUUAGACCAGGAGUCAGCAAACUUUUCCAGCAGGGGGCCAGUCCACCCUCCCUCCAGAGAUGCAUUUUAAAUAAACAAAAGGGCACAUUCUACUCAUGUCAAAACAUGCUGAUUCCCAGACCGUCCAUGGGCCGGAUUGAGAAGGCGAUUGGGCCGGAUCCGGCCCCCAGACCUUAAUCUGCCUACCCACAUGUCAGACAUUUGAUUUUCGAAGUUGGCCUGCAGGAGAGAAUGAGUACAGAGUCAGAUCUAGUUAUUUUGAUUAGUGAUAAUGGUUCUUUGAUCCUAAAUAUGGCUGAUUCUCAGUCAUAAGAAUAGAAGAACAGACUUGCUGGAUCAGACCAAUGACAAUAAUAAUAAUAAUAAUAAUAAUAAUAAUAAUAAUAAUAAUAAUAUAUUAUUUAUACCCCACUCAUCUUUAUUAAAAUACAAUAAAAUACAAUAAAACUAGUCAACUUGUUUUUGGCAUUGGCCUGCCAGUUGCUUCCAGGAAUCCCAGUUUAGUGCAUGGAGGAAAUAGCCACCCAUUGCUGUUUACCACCCCCACAACGGCUACUCGGAGGAACUUUCUGUUUGAGCCUGGACAUUCACUUAGCUAUCAUGGCUAAUUCCCUUUCCUGACAACAACAACAACAACAACAACAACAACAACAACAACAACAACAACAACAGUAUAAUAACAACAACAAUAGUAUAAUAUGAACAUCUUCUGCCAUCCAGUGUUGGCAGUACUGAACUAGGUGAACCCAAUGCUCUGACCCAGUAUAAGACAGCUUCCUAUGUUGUACUGGCAGAUUGGGGAUUUAACUAAUGUUACAUCUUGUAAUGGGAUUGUUCAAUAAGAGUGCCAGUUAUUUAAGAUUAAGAACCUUAAUCCUGCCUUGCCCCUUAUUUCUGAAUGUUUUCCUUGUGAAUUCUCUCAUGCUUGUUUCAUCGUUGUGAUUUUCGUUUACAACCUUUAUUUCACAGAGUCGCCAAUUCCAGAUGAAGGUGGGUCUAGUAUCUAUUUGCCUGCUUGCUAUUAUUUGAACUAACCCCAUUAGCCUUGGCAUUCUCCUUCAAUAGCUGGAUUUAAGCAACGGUAACUUCCUGUCUGGAACGGUGUUGCUUAGAGGCCUUCCGUAACCCACACAGAGCUGCGUUCCUCUUAACCAGGCAAUUGCUUGCAUGCAACUGACUUGCUACUUCCUCUUUGAGAUCGAAAGAAUUCAUAUGACCUGCUUGCUCAUAAGAUUAUUGUAUACACUGCAUGAAAACCUUAGGCAUGGCCCCUUGGAAUAUUCUCUGGUGUCUGGUGUAAUAUAGCCUAGAUGCUGCCUCCAGUAUAGGAACUCCUUACCUGCCUACCUGUUCACCCACCCAAUCUGCUACCCUGCUAUUUCUAUGAACUGAAUCAGAGACCCCAGAGUUGCAUGUCCCAGGCAGACAUCCUUUUAGGAGUUGUGCCUGUGUCUCAAGAGUUGGAAUGAAUGAAUGAAUCUUUAUUUGUGUCAGCCAUCAGCCAUAGCAACAAAACAGGAAUGCAAUAUACAGAGAACAGAAAUCAAAAGUCGAUGGUAUAAAAGACACUUUAGGGUCCUCAAUCAGCAGCCAAAUAGUGGAUCUUCUGAUGGCCCCAGCUCAAAACCUGGCAGCCUUUGCUGUCCUCUGCUCCUCUUGACCUGCCAAGAGGAAGGAGACUGGCAGUGGUUGGGUGACCUGGAAUGGACAAUAAAAGAGGGGUGAGAAUCUCAUUCCUCAAGUCUUUAUAAAGAGUGCAGACCAGAUAGCAAAAUUCAUGUGAAAUGGCUGUUUUAGGGGUUGUUUUUCAAAGUCUCCAAUGGAGUAAUAUAUUUUGCAUUCCUUUCUAUGGGAAAGCACACCUUGGUUUUGGAAUGCUUUGGUUUCCGGAACAGAUUCAGUUUGAGAACUUAAAUCUACCCUGUGCUAAAGUAAUAAUUCCUUUUUUCAGGCAGCAAGCGCUCUACCUCCUCAGCAAACCUUAAGCAAGCGGAAACUGUCAUCAAUAAGCGCCUUUCAUCCUCAGCAGCACGUCUGAAUUCUCCCAGCAAGGGUGAGUGUAUGUUUGCAAAACAGCAACAGCAUAGUAUGCUUUUCCACCUUUACACCUCUUCGUGAUAUUUUGGUCUUAAAUUCCCUUUUUUGACUCAAUUUGUUAACCCAGCGGACAGUGCAUAUCUCCACCCAUUGGUUGCUGGAUGUGACAAGGUCCCUUAGAACAGAAGAGUCAUGGUAGACACUUUGCAGACCCCCUCAGUUCUGGAAUUCAGAAAGCCAAAUUAUUACCCCUGAUUUCUCUGGUUUGCCAGAAGCGGCUUAGUCAUGCUGGCCACAUGACCUGGAAGCUGUACGCCGGCUCCCUCGGCCAAUAAAGCGAGAUGAGCGCCGCAACCCCAGAGUCAGUCACGACUGGACCUAAUGGUCAGGGGUCCCUUUACCUUUACCUUUAUUUACAACAUAGUCCACAACAACUCAUACAUACAAACAAACCCACCACCAUUGACAAUUUAAUUAUCAAAAUUAAACUCCUAUCCUCUUACACAAAGAUAACAUAAAAAUAAAAGACUUCCUUUAUCCUGUAAAUGGCCUCCUUAUUUACUUCUUGUAUACUAAUUCUUUUGUAUGGGAUUAUUACAAUUUUUCCUAAUUAUGAUUUAAAAAACCACAAAGUCUCCUGUAGAAAUUAAUUGAAACAAGUCCAGGUGUAUAUUUUGGGGCACUUUUUGGGAAAGUAUUCUCUGCAUUUUCCCCAUUCUUUUUGGAAUUCUUAUCUGGAUUGUCCCCUAAUCGUCUCUGUUAAUCUGGCCAAUUCAGCAUAAUCUAAUAAUUUAUCCUGCCAUUCCUUUUUUGUUGCCACCUACUCUUCCAUACUAACCCAUCAGGAUUUGCAUGCUGUCAAUCACAAGCACUACCAUUUGACCCAAGACUUAAGUACUGUGUUUUUCCGUGAUUAAGACUAUAUUUCCCCCCAAAUUUUUGAAGUUUAAAAUUGGGGGUAGUCUUGUACACAGAAUGUUGCCAUUCAUUAUUUCUUCAUUUUGGGCUCAAAAAAGAGGGGUCAUCUUAUACAUGGGGGUGUCUUCUACACGGAAAAGGACAGUAGUCAGGUGUCUGAAAAUUGGUGGCGGUUUUUCCCCCCUUUCCUUUUUUUUCCUUUUCCUUUUUUAAAAAAAAUAUUUAUUUAAAUAAUACAGCAAAAAUAGAACAACAGAAAAGAAUGAAAUGAAAUUGAGAGAAGAAAAAACACAGUUCAAAAACAUUGAAAACAAAUAUUUUUCGCUCCAUAAGACGCACCUAGUUUUUAGAGGAGGAAAACAAGAAAAAAAUAUUCUGAAAGAAACAGUGGACGUAUGAUUUUUGUGGUGAAUGCUGUGGCCACAGACAUGUGAUUUGACAGUGAGUUUGGGGUAGCCCAAUGCAAAAAUCCUGAGAAUCCUUGUGGAUCCGUUCUUUGUAACCACGUUUCUGUGCCAUUGCGGCCCCAGGCAACAGUGGGUGCGUGAUUUUUUGGUUCAGGCUGUAGCCAUGGAUAUUCUAUGUGAUCUGAUGGUGAAUUUGGGGUGGCCCAAUACAAAAAUCCUGAGGAUUCAUGUGGAUCUGUGCUUUGUAACCACGUUUUUGCACCAUUGCGGCCCCACAAAACAGUGGGUGCGUGAUUUUUUUGGUGCAGGCUGUAGCCAUGGACAUGUUAGGUGAUCUGACGGUGUAUUUGGGGUGACCCAAUGCAAAAAUCCUGAGGAUCCAUGUGGAUCCGUGCUUUGUAAUCAGGUUUUUGCACCAUUGCGGCCCCACAAAAAAGUGGAUGCGUGAUUUUUUUGGUGCAGGCUAUAGCCAUGGACAUGUUACGUGAUCUGAUGGUGAAUUUGAGGUGACCCAAUGUAAAAAUCCUGAGGAUCCCCCCUCCCAGGCAGCCUCCUUUAUCGCGUCCCUUAUCUCUUUCCCUUAUCGCUUACCAAUCAGCUGCUUCCUUUCAACACCCCCUUCUCUCUUGUUUGCCUUAGUGUCUUUUCCUCAGCUGGAGCAGUUUUUUGCUCCUCCUUUUCGUCUAAUUUCUCUCCUCAUUGCUUUAGUCUUCCUGUCUCCUCUCCUUGCAAGUUUGCUGUCUUUACCUCCCCCUCACAGGCAGCCUCCUUUAUCGCUAGCGUCCCUUAUCUCGCUCCCCGAUCACUUGCCAAUCAGCGGCUUUGUUUCAACACCCACUUCCCUCUUUCAAAAAAAAGAGCAUGAUCUGCUUUUUGACCCUGGGCAAUUCAGCUCCAGGGACCACGCAUUCGCUCCAUAAGACGCACAGACAUUUCCCCUUACAUUUUAGGAAGAAAAAAGUGCGUCCUAUGGAGCAAACAAUAUGGUACAUGUUGUAUAGUACUCCCCCCACCCACCCGCAGCUUCCCCCCGCUACAAUUCGACUUCUUUAAAUCACUGUCUGCACAUUUAUCCUUGCAUUCUCUGAUCCUGCUGCUAGCAUCCCCAGCCGGCCAUUGCACAAAGUCUAAAGUAGCACGGCAAAGAGAGCAGCCAUAUCAUGCAUACGGUUUGCAACGUACUUCUGUCCGUACGCCCAGUUAUUCUCUGCUGUAUUGUGUGAGGCUUUUCUCACAUAGAGUCAGAUUCCCUCAACCGUUUACUAUUAAAAGUGAGUUAUGUACAUCUCCUGUCCUGAGACUUUCUAGAUUUCACAGACAGCAGGCAAGGUUGUGCAUGGGCUGCACAAGUUCAUACUUCAUGACCACAUAUGGUCAUGUUAACCUCCACCUGCAGAAGAGAAUUACAGAGUCAGAUCUAGUUAUCUUGAUUUGUGAUAAUGGUCCUUUGAUUCUAAAUAUGGCUGAUUCUCAGUCAUAAGAAUAGAAGAACAGACUUGCUGGAUCAGACCAAUGACCCAUCUAUUAACAACAACAACAGUAUAACAACAACAAUAGUAUAAUAAUUUAUUAUUUAUACCCCGGCCAUCUGACUGGGUUUCCCCAGCCACUCUGGGCGGCUCCCAGUUGAAUAUUAAAAACACAAUACAGCAUGAAACAUGAAAAACUUCCCUAAACAGGGCUGCCUUCAGAAGUCUUUUGAAAGUAAGAUAGUUGCUUAUCACCUUGACAUCUGGUGGGAGGGUGUUCCACAGGGUGGGCACCACCACCGAGAAGGCCCCCUGCCUGGUUCCCUGUAACGUCGCUUCUCGCAGGAGAGGGACCCUGGCAUCCAGGGUGGAGACACUCAUUCACGUCUACCGGGCCAAGGCCAUUGAUGGCUUUCAAGGUCAGCACCAACACUUUGAAUUGUGCUUGGAAAUGUACUGGGAGGCAGUGCAGGUCUCUCAGGACUGGUGUUUUAUGGUCUCAGUAAGACUUUAAUUUACAGAAAGGUUCAACCUCACUGGCAUCCUCUUCAAAUUGACCCACAGAGGAAGGUAUCCUUUUGGGAAGAAUGAAAUCCUUGUUUACAGAAAGGUUCAGCCUGCCUCGCCAGCAUCCUCUUAAUACACUUUGAAUUGGGCUCGGAAACGUACGGGGAGCCAGUGCAGGUCUCUCAUGACUGGUGUUAUAUGGUCUCAGCGGUCCCAGUCCCCAGUCUGGCUGCCGCAUUCUGAAUUAGUUGCAGUUUUUGGGUCACCUUCCAAGGCAGACCCAUGUAGAGUGCAUGGCAGUAGUCCAAGCAGGAGAUAACCAGAGCAUGCGCCACUCUGGGCAGGUAGGUCUUAUCCUGCGUCCCAGAUGGAGCUGCGCUGGACACAGAAUGGACCUGUGCCUCCUUGGGUCCAAGAUCACCCCCAGGCUGCGCAGCUGGUCCUUCAGGGGCACAGUUGCCCCAUUCAGGACCACGGAGUCAAACCAUAAUGUAAUAUAAACAAACCCCAGUUUUCUGAGUUGGAUUUAACAGCAGACUGGUUUCCUUAAAAUUUGAAGUGAAAUCUUCUGGUCUUGUGGCCAUAACAGAGAGGAAGGGGUGUGUGCCUGUCAGCCUCGAAUGGGAAGUCAUUGACUUCUGAACUGUUUAGGGAAGUUUUUAAUUAUUGAUGUUUUAAUGUAUUUUUACUCUUUUGUUGGAAGCUGCCAGGAGUGGCUGGGGAAACCCAGCCAGACAGUUGGGAUAGAAAUAAUAAAUUAUUAUUAUUAUUAAUGAACUGGUCCUGAGUCUGUGCUGGGGAAACCCAGCCAGUUGGGCGGGGUAUAAAUAAAAACUGAUGAUGAUGAUCAUAGAAUCAUAGAAUCAUAGAGUUGGAAGAGACCACAAGGGCCAUCGAGUCCAACCCCCUGCCAAGCAGGAAACACCAUCAGAGCACUCCUGACAUAUGGUUGUCAAGCCUCUGCUUAAAGACCUCCAAAGAAGGAGACUCCACCACACUCCUUGGCAGCAAAUUCCACUGUCGAACAGCUCUUACUGUCAGGAAGUUCUUCCUAAUGUUGAGGUGGAAUCUUCUUUCUUGUAGUUUGGAUCCAUUGCUCCGUGUCCGCUUCUCUGGAGCAGCAGAAAACAACCUUUCUCCCUCCUCUAUGUGACAUCCUUUGAUAUAUUUGAACAUGGCUAUCAUAUCACCCCUUAACCUCCUCUUCUCCAGGCUAAACAUGCCCAGCUCUCUUAGCCGUUCCUCAUAAGGCAUCGUUUCCAGGCCUUUGACCAUUUUGGUUGCCCUCCUCUGGACACGUUCCAGUUUGUCAAUGUCCUUCAUCAUCAUCAAUGAUGAUGAUGAUGAAGAUGAACUGGGCCUAAGUCUGGGCAGAUGGUUCAUUCUCUACGUGCUGUAAUUGCACUGAGCCCCCCUGUUACUGUUAUUUUGUGGGAUUGGGACCUAGGAAGUUGCCUUCCCUGCAAUCAGACCAUUGGCCCAUCUAAGUCAAUACUGUUCAUACUAACUAGCGGUAGUUCCUUGCGAUUUCAGAUAGCGGUCUUUCCAGCCCUACCUGGAGACCCCCAGGGGUUGACCCUGGGGUGUUCUCUACAUGCGAAGUAUUGUAUUUUUCUGUGUAUAAGAUGACCCCUCUUUUUUGAGACCAAAAUGAAGAAAUAAUGGAUGGCAACAUUCCGUGUAUAAGACAACCCCCAAUUUUAAACCUUAAAAAAACUGGUGGAAAUACAGUAGAUUUUCUACCAUUGGGAUACUGACCUCUUCCGCACAAGACUGUAUUUGUGAAAUAGAGCAUUUACAAAGCUAAUUAGGGUUGUAGCCAAUUAGAAAGGGUAGUUCACAGGCCCUGAAAAUUAAAAAAAAGUGGUUGAGAAAUUUCCACCCAGCAAUAAUUGCUUUCUGAAUUAAUCGAGAAUGUCCAUCUACGUGGAGUUUUAUACACAUUGCAAUUCAGAUUGAAGAGCGUAAUCAUCUUCUGUCAAUCUUCGUAAUUGGCUUGAUUGAUAUACAUGCUACUAUAUGCAAAGCUAAUCGUGGCACGAUUUUAUCCUUGCAGGCUCAACUAAAAGAAGUUCUUCAUUAAACAGACUGAAUAACAAAGUUCCUCCGAAUUCUGAGCAGCCAGAAUCCAAAGGUUUGCAAGCAGAGCAGAAAGGUGCAAAAAACAGAUUUCCACCCAGCCUGAAAAACAGGAGAAGUGGGAAAAUUGGUUGCUAAUGAAAGCCGUUUUUUAAAUAAACUCUGGUCUUAUUGCUAAGAAUACAGUGGUACCUCUCGGGUUAAGAACUUAAUUUGUUCCAGAGGUCUGUUCUUAACCUGAAACUGUUCUUAACCUGAAGCUAAUGAGUUAACUUUAGCUAAUGAGGUUAAAGUUAACUUUAGCUAAUGAGGCCUCCCUCUGCCGCUGUGCAAUUUCUGUUCUUAUCCUGAAGCAAAGUUCUUAACCCGAGGUUAGCGGAGUCUGUAACCUGAAGUGUCUGUAACCUGAGGUACCACUGUGUUUAAUAUUCAAAUAUAACAGUAAUCCACUGUUAAUGUAAAGCGUGCCAAUCCAUCAGGAUCUUUGCCUACAUUAACUACAUUAAGACGAAAAAGAAAUGUGCAGGCAUACUUAACAUCAGUGGGGUUUCCGCAAGAGGACUGUAUGUCUGUCAUUUGUGCACUAGCACAACAUGUAUACAUAAAAUACAUAAAAAUACAUAAAUACAUAAAAACAUGUAUUUUUACCUGUUUCUUGCUUUGAUAUAAAUUGGGCUUUAAAAUUUUAAAAUUAUUGAGCUUCCCUUAAGAAUAACGUGUUUUAAAUCAUAUGUGAGUGUAGGCCAUGGGUAGGCAAACUAAGGCCCAGGAGCCGGAUCCAGUCCAUUCGCUUCUUAAUCCGGCCCGUGGGCGGUCCGGGAAUCAGCGUGUUUUGACAUGAGUAGAAUGUGUCCUUUAAUUUAAAAUGCAUCUCUGGGUGAUUUGUGGGGCAUAAUAAUUUGUUCAUUCCCCCCCACCAAAAAAAAAUCUAAUCCGGCCUCCCACAAGCUCUGAGGGACAGUGGACCGGCCCCCUUCUGAAAAAGUUUGCUGACCCCUGGUGUAGGCUCUCACUGUCUCUCCAUGAUGUUCUUUCUUUCUAAAUGCACUUUGACUUGCGAUAGUCUCCCAUACUUUGCUUCAUUAGGCUGCUUGCUUUGUUUUUGGAUUUUCUGUUGCAAUCCUCUUUGGUUUCUUCCUGCCCUCCAGCUCGCCGUUCCCAGGUCAGUCCUCUGGAGAGCAACGUGCUCAGCCGCCUGCUUACCCCCACCCAGGCCUCCCUAGCUAGGAGUAAAAGUGCCGCCACUUUAUCAGCUGAUGGCCAAGAUCCCUCAGGUAACAGGGCACCAGGGUGGAUAAAAAUCAAUGAUUUUUAACACAUAUGAUGUGUUAGGAGUGGUGUAUCUGGCCAAUGUGCUUAUUAAACCUCUCCUUCCAACUCAGUGAAAGAUAUAGCAAGGACAGUCAAAAGGGGUUCACCGUAGAAACAUCAAAAUGAGAGGAAAACCUAAUCCAGGCACCCCCAAACUCUGCCCUCCAGCUGUUUUGGGACUACAACUCCCAUCAUUCCUAGCUCACAGGACCAGUGGUCAGGGAUGAUGGAAAUUGUAGUCCCAAAACAGCUGGAAGGCCAAGUUUGGGGGUGCCUGGUCUAAAAAAAAACUCAAACGUUUGUCGGAGAUGUUAAAAACGGGGAGGGUACUUUCAAGUCUAUGUGGUAGGACUGUGUGAGGACAUGAGAAUUUGCGGGUAUAAUCUAUAACGAGGAAGGACAUGCUGUGGAAGUCCAGGUUUGACAACUGUUUGUCUUCAGGGCAGAACGGAAGGGCAGACUUUCUCCGCGUACGCAGGAUAGCAGACUGGGAGUCUUAGCCUGGUAGACAAAAUUCAUCCCUGUUUCUUUGGAUGCACUCACAUCCAGCCCACUUUGCAGAACAUGGGACAUACUGUGGUACCUUGGUUCUCAAACACCUUGUUUCCCAAACGCCGAAAACCCAGAAGGAAGUGUUCUGGUUUUCGAACAUUUUUCGGAAGCCGAACUUCAAAUUUGGCUGUCGGCUACUCUGGGGCGCCUGCGCCAAUCGGAAGCCGCGCCUCGGUUUUUGAACAUUUUGGAAAGUCAAACAGACUUUUGGAACGGAUGAAGUUUGGCACUUGUUUUUUUUUGCUCUUUAUUUGGCUUUGAUGCUUUUCGGUUGAUUUGUUUUUUGUGACCGUGUGGAGCCCAGUUCAGCUACUGAUGGAUUGAUUGUGUGACUGCGGAAAUAGAUAGAAGCCCCCCAUCCAAACAGUGACUUUAGCUACAGAUGGAUGGAUGGAUGGAUGGAUUGUGUGGCUGCAGAAAUGGAUCAAAGUCCCCCUUCCAAACAAUGACUAUCGUCAGUGCAGGUCAGAAAAAAAUUACUAUAUUUUUCUGUGUAUAAGACACCCCCUAUUUUGGGGAACUCCAAAUAAAUAAAUAAAUAAACAAACCCUAGUCUUACACACAGAAAAGUACAGUAAUUUUAAUUUUUAUCACCUACCAUGCUGUUUUAUUUCUUUUAUAGUACAGUACAUUGCUUACUGCUUUCAUUUGAUGAUUCAGUGGUCCUGUUAGAUAGCAAAAUUCAUGUGAAAUGGCUGUUUUAGGGGUUGUUUUUCAAAGCCUGGAAUGUGUUAAUUUGUUUUUCAUUCCUCUCUAUGGGAAAGAGCGCCUUGGUUUUCGAACACUUUUGUUUUGGAACCGAUUUCCGGAACAGAUUCAGUUUGAAAACCAAGGGACCACUGUAUUAGCACAGCAACCCCUCCAGGCCCAGUGUGACACAUGCUACUGCAAUGGUGAGUGGGAUUUGCCCGUGCGCCUGGCAUCAUGGAGCCGGGCUGUCACAAGCCAAGUUGAGUACAGUGGUACCUAUUUAUUUAUUUAUUUAUUUAUACCCCGCCCAUCUGGCUGGGUUUCCCCAGCCACCCUGGGUUCCUCCCAACCAAGUAUUAAAAACACAUUAAACAGCAUUAAACAUUAAAAACUUCCCUAAACCUUGGUUCUCAAACUUAAAGCGUUCUGGAAGUCUGUUCCAAAACAAUCCAUCCAUCCGUAGCUAAAGUCAUUGUUUGGAUGGGGGGCUUUUAUCCAUUUCUGCAGUCACACAAUCAGUCCAUCAGGAGCUGAACUGGGUUCACACAGUCACAAAAACUAAUCAACUGAAAAAGCCUUUUAAAAAAACAAAAAUGCCAAAAGAAGAGCAAAAACAAUACGCUAAACUUCACCCAUUCCAGAAGUCCAAAUGUUCAAAAACCAAGGCGUGGCUUCUCAUUGGCGCAGGCGCCCCAGAAAUAAUCGCUGACAGCCAUGUCGGACCUUCGGCUUCCGAAAAACGUCCGGAAACCAGAACGCUUCCUACCGGGUUUUGGCAUUUGAGAAUCAAGGGACCACUGUACUGCAGCUAGACCUGCUGCUGGAAAUUUGAAAAUCUGUCUUCUUUCUGGGACACUGGUGAAAAUCCCUUGUGGGAACCAUAUUGGGCCUGUGUGCCAGGGAGGUACAAAUCACAUGCCUGCAUGGCAGCAGAUUUUGCCCGAAUUCCUUUUGAUUCCAUAAGAAGCUGGAAUGCCUUCCCUUAUACCCUUUCCCCCCGCCACAUUGCAUUUCAAACACAGCUGCUAUGUUGUUUUCUUAACCAGGGUGGAUAAAAAUCAAUGAUUUUUAAAAAUAAAUAAAUAAAAUCUUUUUUUUUUAUUUGAAUCGGAUUAUUUUGAUUUAAAUCAGAUUUUUUAAAAUGAAAGGCUUUUGGAGGCUAUAAGCUUACUAAAGAUUUUCUAUUUGAGUUAUAUUAUAGUCCAAAGGCUGUUCAUCAGGAAAGAAGGAUUUGUUUUAAGAUUUUCAUGUGUGCUAAAACUCAUUCUUAAAAACAACAAAAGAAGUUUAACCACAUCAGUUAACAAACAUGGAUACCUAUGCUAUCAUGUUAUUGCUUUAGUGAAAUAAAUGGUUUAAAUUGUUAUGAAGGAAAUGAUUAUUUUUCUCCUUCCAAUCAAGUACAGCAGAAAAGUUGUCCAAAUAGAAAAUUAACUUAUUAACUCUCACCAUCAUUUCAUCAUUAUCUGUCAAUGUAUUUCUAAGAGUAGAACCAAAUCAGUCAUUUUUCAUAUAACUGUAAAUACUACUCUGAAAAUUUAUUCUUCCAAAAAUGAAACUUUCAUCUGGUUGUAAAUAUUAAGAUUAUACCAGCAAUAAACACCUAGUCUUAUACACGGAAAGGUACGGUAGCUUCUCAUAAAAGAUAUAUGAAAGAAUCCUAAUUUAACAGUCGUGAUGAAUUAUGAUGGCUGCCUUCCUCAUGGACAAGUAACCUAGAACAAAAAACAUUUUUCGCUGUUGCUUGUGUGGGGAAAGCAUUUCAUUUUAAUGGCCUGUUCCUUCUGUUUUCUUUUCCCUCUUCUUUUCCCUCUUGUGGUUUAUGUGCUUCAAAUGGUGGCGGUCUGUCUCCCGGAUCUCUUGAAUGAAUGAAUGAAUGAAACCUUUAUUUGCGUCAGCCAUAAGACGUAGCACCGAAGGAACAUGACAAUAUACACAGAGCAAAAUAAACUCAAUGAUAUAAAACACAGUUUAGAGCAGGCAUAAGCAAACUCCAGCCCUCCAGAUGUUUGGGACUACAAUUCCCAUCAUCCCUGACCACUCAUCCUGUUAGCAAGGGAUGAUGGGAAUUGUAGUCCCAAGCAUCUGGAGGGCCAAGUUUGGCCAUGCCUGCUCUUAACUAAGUGGUGGCCAAACUUUGCCCCCUCCAGCUGUUUGGGGACUACAACUCCCAUCAUCCCUAGCUAACAGUACCAGUGGUCAGGGAUGAUGGGCAUUUUAGUCCCAAGCAUCUGGAGGGCCGGAGUUGAGAGUCUCUCCUUCUCUCUCUGUCCUCUUUCCCCACCUGCUUUUCCCCUCGGCAAUCUGUUUGCCCUGCCAAAUUCCCAACUUUAUAGAGUAUCUCCUCUGUCCCCGUUCAGCUCCCGGCAGCGCUGUCGGUUCCCCGGCCCACGCACCCAAAGUGCCCAUGCGCAGCCGCAGCACAGACCGACUGAAGGCGGCCGGCUCUCCGUCAGAAAAUGUUUCGCCAGAAAUGGCGCAGGUGGGUCGGCGGCAUUUGGGUCGAUGACCGCACGCGGGUCGUUGGUUCAAUAAAAAUACCAAUGGCUUCCUCAAAGCUGAUGGAUCUCUUGAUAGUUUUGAUAGGGCCAUAACAGUGCUUAUCUCACAGCAGUUUUAAGGAUGAUGUCCCAGAUACUCUUAAUAGUACAGUCCUGUUUCUGAACCUUCUUUUCUAUUUUUGUAAAAAAAAUAACAAAAUUGUCCAGCAGUGCCUACUCAGUUUGCUAUGGGUUGAAGCUUUUGUGUGCAGGCAAAUUUCUUCAGAUACACGGAAACAGAAGCCCCCAGACCCUUAUAUGUAGUGGGAGGGUGGGGCGGGGUUUUCUCUUGGAAGGGUAGUAGGAGAUGGGUGAUUUUAUGGUUCCAAAAUGGAAACCUUCCUCUGUUUGUCCAUAUUAAAAGAAUGCCAGCAAGGUGGAACCUUUCUGGAAAAAAAAGGGAUUUUAUGGUUCCAAAACAGAAACCUUCCUCUGCUUAUCCAUAUUGAGAGGAUGCCAGAAAGGCUGAACCUUUCCAUAAAAAAGGAUUACAGACCUGCACCUCCAUGAUUAAUACUUGUAGUCAAUAUGGACAAGCAGAGGAAGGUUUCCAUUUUGGAACCAUAAAAUCACCCAUCUCAUACUAUCCUUCUGAGAAAUACCCUACCCCACCCUCCCACUAUAUAUCAUGGUCUGGUGACUUCUGUUUCAGUGUAUCUGAAGAAGUGUGCAUGCACACAAAAGCUUAUACCAUGCAUUCCCAACCUGUGGCUUAUACCCAGAACAAACUUCGUUGGUCUCUAAGGUCAUACUGGACCAUUUUUUUAUUUAUUUUCGACUAUUUUUGGUCAUCUGCAUACUCUCCCUUGUUUUUUCCUUUCGGACUAAUUGCAGUCGUUCACAGUCGCCCACAGGUUGACCAUACCCACUGAGUCCUACUACCCUUUGGAGAAAAACCUCGCCCCACCCUCCCACUAUCUAUCAGGGUCUGGUUAAUAAUAAUAAUAAAUAAUAAACUUUUAUUUGUAUCCCGCCCUCCCUGUCCAAACUGGGCUCAGGGAGGCUAACACCAAAUAGGUAACACUGGUAUAAAAUCAAGCAAUAAUGAAAUUACCGUAUUUUUUGCUCUAUAAGACUCACUUUUUCCUUCCUAAAAAGUAAGAGGAAAUGUGUGUGCAUUUUAUGGAGCGAAUGCAGGCUGUGUAGCUAUCCCAGAAGCCAGAACAGCAAGAGGGAUCCUCUUGUUGUUCUGGCUUCUGAAAUUCAGAAUCUUUUUUUUCUUGUUUUCCUCCUCCCAAAACUAGGUGCGUCUUAUGGUCUCGUGCAUCUUAUAGAGCGAAAAAUACAGUACCUCCUGAAAACAAGUCAGGAUCAAAUUCAAAUCCAAUUAGAUGGCUUUCUGCAGGAUUAGGGUUGGGAACAGUAAACGCUCAUCAGGCCCAACUGUUUGCGCUGCUCUUAUAUGGGCCUGUGAGAACGCUGGGAGGCCUCUUUCAUGCUAGUUCUUAUACAGACUUCGGUUUCUGUGUAUCGGAAGAAGGGCACAUGCCCACGUAAAGCUUAGACCCAGAACAAACUGAGUUGGUCUCUAAGGUGCCACUGGACAAUUAUUAUUAUUAUUAUUAUUAUUAUUAUUAUUAUUAUUAUUAUUAUUAUUAUUUGACUGCGUCAGGCCAACACAGCUACCUACCUGAAUCUUAUAUUUUUGUUUUGGUUUAUUCGGUCUUUUUCAGUUACUAAUAUCUGUUCAAACUGAAGAGCUAAUAUACUUAACAAGAAAGUUCUUACAGGGCUGGAGGGAGAGCCUUAUAUUAUAAUAACAACAACACCACCACCACCACCACAGUGGUACCUCCGGUUGCGGAUGGGAUGUGUUCUGGAGCUCCGGUCAGAUCCCGAGGUUUCCACAACCAGAGGUGCUUGUUCUGUGCAGGUGUGCGGCGCGGUAGAGCGCUUCUGCGCAGUCAUGCGCGGCGAAACACAGAAAAAUACUUACGGGUUUGCUGCAUGCGUAUCCCAAAGAAUACGUAACCAGAGGUGCACGUAAGUAGAGGUACCGCUAUAAUAAUAAUAAUAAUGAUGAUGAUGAUGAUGUACCUGUGUUGGUAUGACGCAGUAGAAAUUAAUAAAACAAUUAAAAAAUUGUCCUGUAGCACCUUGGAGACCAGAACAAACUUAGUUGGUCUCUAAGGUGCUACAGGACAAUUUUUUAAAAUAAUAAUGAUGAUGAUUUAUCCCCCCACCCACCUGUCUGGGUUUCCCCAGCCACUUUGGGAGGCUCCUAAGGGCAGUGUGUCUUUCAGGUAGCGUAUUUGAAGUCCAAUACUGUCAUCAUCUAUGAAUUUAACUUAGAAAUCCUUCUGUGCCAUGUCUUUGGGAGAUCAGGUAGGUCCUUUGGCCGGAGCUCAGAACACCUAAAGCAGCUUCACAUAUCCUGUAUUCAGCUGCGGAAUUGUCCGAAUUGUCAUUGUAUUUUAAUAUUCUGCUGGAAGUGGCCCAGGAUGGCUGGGGAAGCCCAGCUAGAUGGGCAGGGUAUAAAUAAUAUGUUGUUGUUGUUGUUGCCCAGCUAGAUGGGCAGGGUAUAAAUAAUAUGUUGUUGUUGAGAUGGGCAGGGUAUAAAUAAUAUGUUGUUGUUGUUGUUGUUGUUUGUUGUUAAUAAUAAGAUGAAAGAUAUUUUUAUUUUUAUUAAAAGAUGAGCCAAAAAGAACUCCCUUAAGAGAAUUAAGUCUUUUGUCUUAAGACAGUCUUUAAAAUAAUCUUUCCCCAAUUUUUUUAAAAAAUAAUUCCAGUAGCACUUUAAAGACCAGCUAAGUAUAAGCUUUCUAGGUUGUUGUUUUUAUUAUUAUUAUUAUUAUUGGAUAAUUUUACAAUACAAAUUGCUUGUUGCUUUUCUCAUUUCCUUAUGUCCUGAUUGCCUUUUAGAAAGCGGCAGCUUACGUGUCUGUUAUUCCCGCAGAAAUCGGAGCCCACAAAGCAGCCCUCGUCUACCGGUAGACGCACUCCGUCGCCAUCUUUGCCCGGUCUCAGGCGGUCUCCCUCUCCUGCCAACGUGGGUAAACGCGCUCCGUCUCCAGCCGCAAUCAGGUUUCUAUUCAUCUCCUCUUCAUGAAUCUUACUCUAGAGUAAAACCAGCUUGGUCCUCCCUGCCCCCCUUGGUUGUUCUCCUCUUCAUCAACAAAGGGACAAUUGCGUUUGAGCUCCCAGGACGUUUCUGAGCACAAUUCAAAGUGUUGGCACUGACCUUGAAAGCCCUCAACUGCCUCAGCCCAGUAGACCUGAAGGAGCGCCUCCAUCCCGGACGCCGGGGUUCCUCUCCCAAGGGCCUUCUGGUGGUUUCCUCCCUGUAAGAAGCCAAGUUACAGGGAAGCAGCAGAGGGCCUUGUUGGUGGUGGUGCCCGCCCUGUGAAAUGCCCACCUGUCAGAUGUCAAGGAAAUAAAAACUAUAUGACAUUCAGAAGACAUCUGAAGGCAGCCCUGUUUAGGGAAGCUUUUGAUAUUGGAUGAAUCAUUGUAUUUUAAUAUUUUGUUGGAAGCCGCUGGCCACAUGACCUGGAAAAAAUGUCUGCAGACAAAUGUUUGCUCCCUCGGCGAGUAAAGUGAGAUGAGCUCUGCAACCCCAGAGUCAUCUGCAACUGGACUUAACUGUCAGGGGUCCUUUACCUUUACGUGAGCAGAAAUCCUAUAUUGUUAUGGACGGGAGCUGGCAGAACUGAGAAAGUGGGGGUGGGUUGACACCUUGGUUUGUAAGCCUUCCUGUCAAACUCAGUGGGGUCAGAUUCACCCCAUAAUCUUCCUUUAGCUUCUUGCAUGUGCUAGUAUGAAAUCCAAAUGAAAAUUUAAUAAUAAUAAUAAUAAUAAUAAUAAUAAUAAUAAUAAUAAUAAUUUAUUUAUUUAUUUAUUUAUACCCCGCCCAUCUGACUGGGUUUCUCCAGCCACUCUGGGCAGCUUCCAGCAAAAGAUUAAAAUACAUUAAGUCAUCAAAUAUUAAAAGCUUCCCUAAACAGAGCUUCCUUCAGAUGUCUUCUAAAUGUCUGAUAGUUGUUUAAUUUUUUUACAUCUGAUGGGAGGGCGUUCCACAGGGCGGGUGCCACCGCUGAGAAGGCCCUCUGCCUGCAUCCCUGUAACCUCACUUCUCGCAGGGAGGGAACCGCCAGAAGGCCCUAGGGAGAGGGACCCUGGCGUCUGGGAUGGCGGCGUUCCUUCAGGUCUACUGGGCUGAGGCAGUUGAGGGGUUUCAAGGUCAGCACCAGUACUUUGAAUUGUGCUCAGAAAUGUACUGGGAGCCAAUGCAGGUCUUUCAGGACCAGUGUUAUGUGGUCUCAGCGGCCCCUCCCAGUUCCCAGUCUGCCUGCCGCAUUCUGGAUUAAUUGCAGUUUCCGGGUCACCUUCAAAGGUAGCCCCACGUAGAACACAUGGCAGGAUUCCAAGCGAGAGAUAACCAGAGCAUGCUGCACUGUGGCAAGACAGUCUGCGGGCAAGUGGGGUCUUAUCCUGCGUACCAGAUGGAGCUGCCCUGGAAACAGAAUGGACCUGCGCCUCCAUGGGUCCAAGAUCACCCCCAGGCUGCGCAGCUGGUCCCCUUUCCCCCCAAUACAGUACUUCUGUCUUGCCAGGAUUCAACUUCAAUCUGUUAGCCGCCAUCCAUCAUCCAACCGUCUCGGACACUCACACAGGACCUUCACCGCCUUCACUGGUUCUGAUUUAAAAGAGAGGUAGAGCUGGGUAUCAUCUGCAUACUGAUGAACCCCCAGUCCAGCCCAACCCCCCCGAUGAUCUCUCCUAGAAGCUUCAUAUAGAUGUUUAAAAGCAUGGGGAAAGAGGCACCCCACAAGUGAGAGCCCAGGGGUCCCCCCCCCCCACUUUCUGGACACGGCCCAGGAGGAAGCAGCCAAACCACUGUAUUACAGGGCCCCCAGCUCCCAGUUUAGGUAUGAUUUCCCUUGCUAAGUAGUUCUUAAGGCUAUUGAAAUAUACAGUAAUUUUCUAAGCUCUGUUGAUCCUUAUAAUUUUGGUGAGUAAAGAUUUCUGAGCAAGUUUCCCUCUUCUAUUUCACUGUUGUAAAAAAGUGCUGUAAGGGGUAGUAGACCUGGAUCUAUUUAAAUGCAGCCUUAACCCCAGAGUCAGAACUUCCUAUCUGGACUAAAGAAUUAGGAGCUAAGGAGUUGCCUGCCCCAGAAUACACUGUAGUUUUCCAUGUAUAAGACUGUAUCCCCCCCCCCAUUUUGUAAGUUUAAAAUUGGGGUUCGCCUUAUACAUGGAAUGUUGCCAUUAUUUAUUUCUUCAUUUUGGGCUCAAAAAAUAGGGGUUGUCUUAUGCACGGGAAAAUACGGUAGCUGUACAUGUUUCUGUGCCGUGCAGUUCUCUGAUCGAUCCCUUUUUCUCAUCAGACAAAAGUCUCAUCCAAGUUCACCUAAAAGACAGUGGCCACCAUCUCCUGUUUUGGUCUCCAAACCAGCACCAAUUCAGCGCCCGUCCAUCACCCCGAACGUCCUUAACGUUGCCAAAAAGCAAAGUGACCCAGUGUGCCGACCAAAGGAGAGGUUGGAGGAUCCUGAGGGUCAGGAUCCUGGCCCGGCGGCCAUGCUGCACCCCUCCUCAGAGAGAGAACUGGCGGCAGCUGCUCCAAAGACCAAAGAAGGUAAGAGAACCUGCGCGAAAGGUGAUCCGCUCGCCUGUUGAUCCACCCUUCUCCCCUUCCUGGGUCUAGCUCAAAGGUUUUCCUCACUGGAAAGAGUAAUAGUAAUAAUAAUAAACAACUUUUAUUUGUAUCCCUCCCUCCCCGGCCGAGACCGGGCUCAGGGCGGCUGUCAAGGCUGCCUCAAGUCUCAGCUCACAAAAGACCAACGCCUAUGUCUUCUUAUAUACAAAAGUGUUUAUUGCAGUUCAUGGUUUGCUUGACAUCCUAGGCGCGCAGCCUUACGUCUGCUACGCUUAGACCGCUGAAGUCCCCUCUGAAUCCGUCCCUCCCCUACACCAAUUUAAGAGGCUUGCGCUGCUCCACCUCUUUCUCUCCUUCCUUUUCCGCAGGGUCCUUCUGCCCGCUGGGGUUUCGCCCCUCCUGGAUUCCUCUGACGCGGAAUCAGACUGCUCUUCACCCUCCUGCGGGCUUUGGGACCUGGCCCCUCCUCCGGGCUCCCUGUACUUCCGCGCGCCUCUACAUUUGAACUUGGCGCGCGGGCCAAACCUCUAACUUUCCUUUUGACAGUUACACUACUCCCUUCACUGCUCCUCCCUUCCGGGAGGGCGGCUUGCUCUGACCUCCCUCCUUUCUCUGCUGCCGGGCUGCUUCCCCUGACACACUGGAAACUCCACCCCCUUCGCUGCACUCUGGUGGGGAGGCUGGUCCUGACGCCCAGCUGCCACUUUGGGAUCCUCCGCUGGCCCCCUGCUCCUGACACGUCCCCCUGGGGCUCCUGGCCUUGACCACCGGCGCCCCUUCUGGGAAUCCUCUGAUUCGCUGGAAAGACUCAUGGAAUCUCUUGAGUCAUUGUCAUCCUCUUCCUCGCUGGCUUGGAAUUCAUCCCCAUCGCUCUCCAUCUCCUGCCUACCCUGUGCCUCUCUCCCUGAACCCCUGACAGCGGCUAACAUCAAAUAUAAACUCUGAUAUAAAAUCAAACAAUAAUUAAAUCGCCUCUUAAAAACAAGUCAGUAUAAAAUGGAAAUAAUGGUUGCCAGAGCCUUUGGAGGAUGAUGCAUUUAUCUGCUGUUGCAGAUGAGCUUUCAGGAAUGUCCCAUGACUAAAUGUGGUCAAACAUGUAUAAUGCCGUUGAUUUAUGCAUUAUGUUGACAUUUAUUUUCUCAGCAAUUCUAGUCAGUGAACAAAAUCAGCGCAGUUUCUUAAUAGUUUUCACAUAGGAAGCAUAAGGUGAAGGUACAGGACCCCUGUGCUGUUCAGUCCAGUCCAAGGUGACUAGGGUUGCGGUGCUCAUAGGGGUUAGGGACAGGAGAUAGGGAUAGGGGUUAGGGAUAGGUAAAAAUGUCAAGGACCCCUGGAGAGUUAACUCCAGUCCAAGGCAACUAAGGGGUUGCGGCGCUCAUAGGACCCUCGUACCUACGGGAUCGUCUCUCCUGAUAUGCCCCGCGGAGAACCUUAAGGUCCAUAAAUAGCAAUACUCUAGAGGUCCGGGCCCUAAGUGUCAGGACUGGUCGUUGUCCUCUUCAGAUCACCACACAAACUCUUCUUGUUCUUUUAUAACUCUUUAUUGCGUGUUAACAAACUUAUAAAUGGUUCUUAUCUUUAACUACUAUUCCUCAGAGUCACUUCUUUCAGAUACCUUCUGAGCUCUGCUUCUCCGUGACCAGCCACCCUCAAAAUGGCGAAGGCGCCCUUCCCUUCGCUUUCCCGCUCUUUUUUCUAACCUCCUGGCUAGAGCUGGCUUGUAUCCCUCCUCCGAAUCUGAACUAGAACUUAACCCUUGCCUUUUCUGGGAACAGCCAGUCCCUCCCUGUUGUUCCUGUUGCUCUCUUCUGUUAGAUGCACUGCUCUCCUCCCCCCCUUAGGGAAAAUAUUCUCCCUCUGGGAAACUGGAAACUCCUAACUCUUAACUCUUCCCUGACACUAAAGAAGUUAGAUUAGCCUCAACCAGAGCCAGGGCCUUUUCAACUCUGGCUCCAGCCUGGUGGAACGCUCUGCCUCAUGAGACCAGGGCCCUGCAGGAUCUGAUUUCUUUCCGCUGGGCCUGUAAGACAGAGUUGUUCCACCUGGCCUUUGGCUUGGAAUCAACCUGAUCCACUUCCCCUCUUUCCUUUUCCUUAUGUGAUGGAACCCCUAUUUGGGACUCCCCUGGCUUUUUUCUGGCCCACGUAGGACCAGUCUGGAUAGUUGGCCUUGAUGAAGAUUUGACGUUUUCUCUCCCCAGUUUUUGAUCUGGGCUUCCACUGAAAUGAGGCUGCAUUUUAAGUUGUAUUUUAAUCCUGUUUUUAAGUUGUAUUUUAAUGAAUUGUUUUUAUACUUGACAUUAGCCACCCUGAGCCAGGUCUUGGCCGGGGAAGGCGGGGUAUAAAUAAAAUAAAAAAUAAAUAGGGGUUAGGGAUAGGGGAUAGGGAUAGGGGCUAGAGAUAGGACUUAGAGGCAGGUAAAAAGGUCAAGGACCCCUGGACGGUUAAGUCCAGUCCAAGGCAACUCUGGGGUUGCAGCGCUCCUCUCGCUUUCUGGCCGAAGGAGCCGGCGUUGGUCCACAGGCAGUUUUCUGGGUCGUGUGGCCAGCAAGACUAAACUGCUUCCGGCGCAUGGUGGAAACCAGAGUGCACGGAAACGCUGUUUACCGUCCCGCCGCAGCGGUGCCUAUUAUCUACUUGCACUGGCGUACUUUUGAACUGCUAGAUUGGCAGGACCUGGGGCAGAGCGACGGGAGCUCAGCCCGUUGUGGGGAUUCGAACCGCCGACCUUCCAAUCGGCAAGACCAAGAGGCUCAGGUGAUUAGACCACAGCGCCACUCGCGUCCCUAUAGGAAGCAUAGCAGGUGAUGUAUGAAUGGUUUUUGUUUCAGAAUGAGUAAUUAAACACAAAGACGGUUUGACUUCUUAUUGACUUGUCUCUGCAUAUCUUUCGGCAGCCAAUAGUCUCAGGGCUUUAGAUACAAUAUUCUCAGCCUUUACUAUAUUCCAUUCUUCGAGGGCUCUACUUUCCACUAAUCAUUUAAAAUAGGAAUCAGAGAGAAGACGAUCCCUGCUUCUUAAAUGCUCCUUGGUCUUGAACAUUAAACUUGGUCAUGCAAAAAUAGCACACCUACCCCUUUGAUUUUAUUUUUUGUAAUUAGUAAUUGGUAAUUUGGUGUUGUUUUUAUCACAUGGCAUUCUGUAGACUUGUCUUCGCAUCAACACCCUAAAGCAACUUGCUGUAUUUUUCCGUGUAUAAGACUAUAUUUCCCCCCAAAAUAGUUCAAAAUUGGGGGUUGUCUUGUACACAGAAUGUUGCCAUUAUUUAUUUCUGAAUUUGGGGCUCAAACAAAUAGGGGUCAUCUUAUACAUGGGGGCAUCUUAUACACGGGAAAAUACGGUAUUCUGUACUUUUACAGAUUUAUACUGAUUUGCCCAAUAGGCCCAGGUUCUGUUAUGCCCUUGUUGACUUCCCAAGCAUAACCACAUCUUACCUCGUACUCAUCCAUACCAGUGUUUUCAGCACAGUAGUCUUUCUGUCCACAUACUUUGUGCAGUACAAAAUGUACUAUUUAUGUGAAUGAAAUUUAGCUCUUUGAAUCAAGUAGUCUCUUGCCUCAAAAACAAACUGUAUUGUGCCCUUGAAGGUUAAUGUUGUUUACACUUUCAUCAACUCAAUAAGUUUAUCAGAUUUUCAUCAGGUGCACCAUCAGAUUUUCAAAAGGACAAUUGGUCAGUUUUAAACUUUGACAUACCAAUGUUGAAAAUCAAUGUUCUGACCGUAUUGCAAAAUUUUGGAACGAGGCUCAAUUUGAAAAUCAAUUAACAAAUAUAUAUUAGUUAAGUCUUUAUUUCCCAUGUCUGAUGCCUCUGGAACACCGCUAAGUUGGCACUUCUGAAGUUUGUGGUUCUACUAAUAUGAAGGGGGGAAAUGGAUUUCUCAGGUGUUGUGACCUCUGACUUAGGAAGAGAGUGGUGUAAGUUCCCCUGAAAAGCUGGUUUCAUUGUAUGCGCAGUUGCUUAGGGGACGAAGAGUCACUUUUGGUCCCCCCUAGGGAAACUUAAAACAAUGUGGAAUGAAUGCCUCAAUCAUCUCCCCUCCUUGCCCCGGUGCGCAAGGAGCACAUCCUCUACCCUUCUGAGCAGGAUGGACACACCCUCUGUCACCUCUCAAAAAUGAGACAUUUCGGAUGAGAUGUCCUGGGCAUUUGUCUCCCUGGAGAAGGACUUAGGGGCUACCUUAGCAGAAAAAGGAGUUUGACCCAGGCACCUGGUGGAGGCAUCUCUCUCUACAAACAGCCACAGGUGAGUGGGUUGCUUGGCUGCUACAUUCGAUGUCAAAUGCACGUGAUUGGAAGCAUGAUUCUCCUGGAGGGCUUCCCUCCAGGUUAAUGCUUUAGGCUGAUUGUCGUACGACUAAUCCCUUUCACGCAAAUCUUAAUCGUUUGUCUCCCCCGCCCCUUAGCUAUUACGUAGAGCACACUCAGUGUUACGUCAGGCACGUCCAACAGGUAGAUCAUGAUUUACUGGUAGAUCGCGGGGUGUUCCUGGCUGGUAUCUGGUCUCCUUGUCCCCAAUUUUUUUUAAAAAAGAAUAAAAAAAGCUGAACUACUGCUUCCUUCCUAAUAAAAAGCUUGACCACUGUGAGUUCCUAAGAAAAGCUGAACAACCUUGCCUUUCCCAAAAACACUCAACAAACUUGGCUUCCAAAGAAAAGCCUAACAACAUUGGCUUCCUAAAAAAAGCUCAAUAAUGUUGCUUUUCCCAAAAAGCUCGGCAACUUUUGCCUCCUAGCAACAAAAAGUGGACCAUCCGAUUAAGUUCUACUAUCGGACUGCAGAUUCAGGGCCCUAAGCUGUGUUUUAUGUAAUCGACUUUUGAUUAUAUUCUGUGCAUAUCGCAAUGCUCCUUCAGUUCCAUUCAUUCAUAUAUUCCGUUUCAUUCAUUCAUGUUUUAUUCAUUCAUAUAUUCCAUUCUAUUCAUUCAUUUGCUUCUGAAAAAAAGCUCAACAACUUUGGCCUGCCCAACAACAACAGGUCGAUCCCUGCCAGUUUUUUUACACUGUGAGUAGAUCACAAUCUACUGAGAGUUGGACGUCCCUGCUAGUCUUGUACAAGUCUGAAUGGUUUGUCUUCCCCUCCCCUUCGCUAUUACAUAGAGCACACUAAAUGCUACGUGUCGACUAGCUCUGUUUGACAAUAUUUCACCUUCUGCGCAAAUACGCCCCUGGCUUCAGACACGCAUGUUUUCCUUUGCAGAGCCUCCGGCCUCCUACACCUUCCUGCCUGAGUUGCCACCCUCCAUCUUCGGCCCCUCGUCUCCCGCUGCCUCGCCUUUCUGCCCUCAGGAUUUCCAGCCCGCCUCCUCCGUCGCAAGGAAGAUCCUUUUCGGAUACGAUCCGAUGUCCCGGAUUCGCGCUCCCUCUCGCUCCUCGGGCGACUCUCCUACUACCCCUUUCCACACCGAUUUAAUGGAUGGCACCUGCUCCCCAAGCAUGCUUCCUCCGCCUCGGGAUCUCGGGGAAGACCAGGGAGCUAAGGGUGGUUUCCUGCGCAACUUUGCUCUGGAAGCUUCACGGCAGGGAGAUGGGGCGGCUGUCAGCCCUCUCCGGUGCUUUAAUUUCCCAUCCCCUCAGAGGAUCGGCCCAGGUUAUAUUUAUACCUCCCGUUCCACUAUCAGUCGGAGGUUGCCAAAUAACCAGCCGGUGACUGUGGCGACAGACCCCUAUGUUCUGGAGAAAUUGCUCCACACCUUCCAAACCAUGCGGUGCAGCGUUGACAACAUCAGCCAGGAGCUCAGGGUGCUGAACACCCACCUAGCCGAUCUCUCGCACCACUUUAGCACACUGCCGCUUCCUAGCCACUCUCCUCACAAUGGCCCCGAAUACUAUGGCUGAAGAGACCGAGAUCUCCCAACCUUUCUAGAUCAGGCCUUGUGUGCUUGGACCCCUGUCAGGCUUUGACUGGGAGGCACAAUUUCUUGACAGGGAACAGCUCUUCCCCUUCAUGCACCCAUAGUUUUGAACAGCCAGGGAAGAGACCAUGGCGGCCUUGUGCAUUUAUAAUCCCUAGGUACUAGGCUCCGUCACAUGACUUGGGGGAAUGCUUGGCACCAUCACAUUAAUAUGUCUACUUUCCUCAGUUUGAUGCUUCUAUUGCCAUACCACUUUAAAUCAAAAACAAUGCUAGAAAUUGUCUCCAGUGGUGUACGUGUGUGACCUUUGGCAAUUAAAAAUGUCUCUUCAAAUGCACAGAUCAGUCUUCUUUUAUUUUAACCGUGUCUCAGUAAGUGCCAUGCAUAUUAAAACACUGGUGGUCCUUCCAAACAAUAUCUUGAGAAUUUAGAACAGUAGCACUGUCCAUGAUAAUAGUCCAACAUGUACCAUUUUUUUCCUUUUCUUAGACUAGGGGGUUUUUUACCAAAAAAAUAGGUUUAAAAUUGAGAGCUCGUCUUAUACACAGGUAGUGCUGAGGGGUAUUUUCUUAAUUUGGAGUCCCCAAAAAUAGGGGGCGUCUUAUACAUGGGGUGUCUUAUAGUCGGAAAAAUACGCAAUAUUGUGUUACAUUUUCUAUAGGAUAAGGGUUGGUGGGUUGAUCUGCUUAGGUUCUGCAUUAUUCAGACUUGAGAGCAAGAAACUUUUGAACCCAGGAGCAACUAGAAGCUCUACAAGUCUCUUAGUUGCUUUACCGUCUUAAAUUCAGAAAAAAAUGCAGGGAAAGUUAAACUAGGGAUUGGGAACUAAAUUUGUUCUUGGACACCAGAAGGAGUUGGGGUGGCAUGGAGGCCAUAGGGAAUAAAAUAAAGAUUUUGCUGCAGGGGGUGUGGGGUUCUGGAAUGAGUUUUCCUUCUCACUUCCAUUCCCUGCAGAAAAUGGACCUUGACGGUCGGUCCAAUGUAACAGUCUACAUACCCUAUAGUUAUAAUCAUUCUGAAGCCAUGGAGACAAGCUCCUAAAAGCAAGGGGAGGCAAACUAAGGUCCGCGGACUGUCUGGGAAUCAGCAUGUUUUUACAUUAGUAGAAUGUGUGCUUUGAUUUAAAAUGCAUCUCUGGGUUAUUUGGGGGGCAUAGGAAUUUGUUCUUUUUUUCUUUUCUUCAAAAUAUAGUCAGGCCCCCCACAAGCUCUGAGGGACAGUGGACUGGCCCCCUGCUGAAAAAGUUUGCUGACCCCUGGUGUAGACACUUCUGAGCUAGAUAGGUCCAAUGGUCUGACUUCGUAGAAGGCAGCUUCCAAGGUCCCUAUAUGAGCUUGCGUUAUACUGCGUUAGACCACUGGUCAUGUUGGCCAGCAUGGUUUGACUGAUGGUGGUACACCAAGGUCUCAGCAGGAAGCACCCGCUCAGUACCCAAUGUCUUUUAAAAUGCUUCGGGAGGAAAAAUCUUUCCAAAGAUUUUCAAUUCAUUAUUAUUAUUAUUAUUGGUUUUUAUAAACAGGAAUGAUGGUCUACAAAUAAGUUGGCCCAGUUUUCUCCUGUCCUUUAUCUAUCACAAAAAUAGCAUAGAUUCAGGUAGGUAGCCAUGUUGGUCUGACACAGUCGAAAUAUAUAUAAAAAUUAAAUAAUUGUCCAGUAGCACCUUAGAGACCAACUAAGUUUGUUAUAAAUAGCAUAAUAAAUGUGGAUAGUUUUCUGUUUCAGUGACAUUAUAGUCCAAAGGUUAUUCAUGUGUGCUAAAACUCAGUCUUAAGUUUUUUCUUUAAAAAAAACAAAACAUUUAACCACAUCAGUUAACCAAAAUGGAUACAUUUGCUAUUAUGUUAUUGUUUUAGUGAAAUGAAUUCUUUAAAUUGUUAUGAAGGAAAUGAUUAUUUUCCCCCUUCUAAUCAAGUACAGCAGAAAAGUUGUCCAAAUAGAAAAUUAGCUUAUUAAAAUUCACCAUCAUUUCAUCAUUAUCUGUCUAUGUAUUUCUAAGAGUAGAACCAAAUCAGUCAUUUUUUAUAUAACUGUAAAAACCACUCUGAAAAUUUAUUCUUCCAAAAAAGAAACCUUCCUCUGGUUGUCUAUAUGAAGAUGAUACCAGCAAUAAUGAGUCUUUCUGUAAAAAAGGGUGGGGGUGAGAAAAAAGAUUUAAAUCAAGUCAUACUGACUAGUGAUUGAAAUCAAGACUUACAAACGAGUGAUUUAAAUCGUGAUUUAAACAUGAUUUAAAUUGAUUUGAUUUAAAUCAGAUCCACCCUGGUUUAGCCUUCUUUCUGUUUGUCUGCCUGAAGCUUAAGUAGCAAUUUGAGAACCAAAUGAGUCAUUUUUGAGAGAUCUGUAAAAAUUUAUUCUUCCCAAAUGGAAACCUUCCUCUGGUUGUCAAUGUGAAGAGGAUGCAAGCAUCCUUUCUGUAAAAAAGGAAAAAAGAUUUAAAUCUUUUUCUCCUCCUCCUCUUCCUCCUCCUUUUUCUCCUUCUCCUCUUUCUUUUUCUGCUUCUCCUCCUUUUUCUUUUUCUCCUCCUUUUUCUUUUUCUCCUCCUCCUCCUUUUUCUCCUCCUCCUUUUUCUCUUUCUCCUCCUCUUCCUCUACCUUUUCCUCCUCCUCUUCCAUCUUCUUCCUUUUUCUCCUCCUUUUUCUUUUCCUCCUCCUCCUUCUCCCCCUCCUCCUUUUUCUCCUUCUCCUCCUCCUUUUUCUUUUUCUCCUUUUCCUCCUCCUCCUUUCUUUCACAAUCCCUCAUAGCUGAGUAAGAUUGUCUUCCAUAAACAUGGUUUUAACAGUAAGUUUGUAAGGGGCUGUGGGGACCAAUUCUGGAUCCACACAUCCUUCCACAGCGGGGACACCGGGUGGGAGUAGAUCCCAGUGAGGCUUCCUUCCUCUUUGCCCGUUUCUCCCUUGUGAGGCUUCCUUCCUCUUUGCCCGUUUCUCCCUUGUGUCCCGAGUUUGAGUGUCUUCAAAGCCCAGGACACCUUUGGUCAAGGCUGUUCUCAACUGGAGUGCUCGCAAACCAGUGCUUCCCAGUUGUCAGUGUUUAUGCUACAUUUUGAAAAAAAAUUGCCUAGGGAACUUUAAACCUCUUUUGUGGACCACCAGCAUGAUGCUUUCCAUUCUUAAAUUCGGAAUAGAGUAGUUGCUUUGGAAGAUGAGAAUCAGGCAUCUGAACAACAUGACCAGUCCAAAGUUGAUGUUGAAGAAACAUUGCUUCCACACUGGUGAUCUUUGCUUCUUUCAGUACACUGGCAUUAGUUCGCCUGUCUUCCCAAGUGAUGUUUAAAAAUUCCCGGAGACACCUUUGAUCAGGGGUGCCCACCAAACUUUUUGGAUGAACAUGUGUGAGGACUGACCAAAGUUGUUGAACUUUUUGGGGGGGGAUUGAAGUUGUUGAACUUUUUUUAGGAUUUAACCCCAAAGGUUGUUGAGCUUUUUUAAGGACUGAAGUUCCUGAGCUUUUUUUAGGAUUUUACCACAGGGCAUAAACUGCCACAGUAGCCGGAUUAAAUCGACCGGCGGGCCGGAUUGGGCCCCCGAAACCUUGGACAUGCCUGCUUCUGAUGGAAUCUUUGGAGGAGUUGGAGAGGGCGUUGAUAAGUGGUCCAUGUUUCACAAGCGGAAAGUAAGAUUGGUAGUACAAUAGCUUGAAAACGAGCAUCUUGCCUUCCCUGCGAAUGUAUUGACCCUAAAUUACUGGCACGAUGGGGGUCCGAUCUCAUGGGAGGCAGCCGUUUCCCACAGCAGGAAACAGGACAUAUACAUGCAUACAUACAUAUACACUUACGGUACGUGUGUGUGUGUGUGUGUGUGUGUGUGAGAGAGAGAGAGAGAGAGAGAGAGAGAGAGAGAAUUGGGUUUUGCACAUGGUUUCCAAACAUAACAUCCCAUCUGAUACAAUAUAAUAAAUCUUUGGCUAUCACAGCCUAGACAGGAAGCAGGACUUAAUACAGGGCACGCUUUUCAGCAGAUAAGGCGGCUGCGCCGACAACCGUUUCCAUUCAUUUGGACCCCUUCUUUUUCCAGAUGCAAGUAGCAAAACCACUCUGGCAACCACAACGGCCGAAGAGGCGGCGAGGAUCUUGGCCGAGAAGCGCCGUCUUGCAAGGGAGCAGAGGGAGCGCAAAGACCAGGAGGGAGCUCAAAGAGAAGAGGAAGAAAGGUACUGUAUAUAUAAAAAUAAUUUUUAUUAGUUUUUCCAAAUAUUUUCCAUCCAAACAUCAGUCUUGUAUACAAAAUAUAAAACCAUUUGGCUGUUUCAGCCUAGGACUUCCCUCCUCCUCGACUAAUGGUUUUCCAAAUUAAUCUCUAAUUUAUAUUUUUUUAUAAUAGUAAUUUUUAUUGGUAUUUCAAAUUUUUCCAUCAUAACAGCUUUCCUAUAAAUUACAUAUAGAAACAUUUGGCUGAUAAUCCUGGAACUUCCCUCCUCCUCAACUAAUGGUUUUCCAACUCAAUCUCUGGUAUGCAUUUUGUUCUUAUUAAUAUUACUAUUAAAUCAUAAUCUUAAAAAACAGUUUGUGAAUUGCAUUAAGUAAUAAAUGAUCAUCUAACCUACAAAGCUUCUUGUAACCCUACUAGCGAUGUCAGUUGUUUACAGUUGUCUUUUAAAUACAACUUAGAUUUAUUCCAGUGUUUCAAGAAAUUCUGGUCCUGCUGAUUCCGAAUUUUCCCAGUUUCGCCAAUUUGGCAUAAUCCAUUACUUUCAUUUGCCACUCUUCUUUCGUUGGGAUCUCUUCUUGCUUCCAUCAUUGGGCUAGUAAUAUUCUCGCUACGGUUGUAGCAUCUAAAAACAAUGUUUUAUCUUGUCUGGGUAUGAAAGGUACUGUAUUUUUCCGUGUAUAAGACUAUAUUUCCCCCCAAGUUUAAAAUGGGGGGGGGUCGUCUUAUACACAGAAUGUUACCUUUCUUUCUUUCUUUCUUUCUUUCUUUCUUUCUUUCUUUCUUUCUUUUUCUUUCUUUCUUCAUUUUGAGCUCCAAAAAGAGCCCCAAGUCUUAUACAUUGGGGCGUCUUAUACAUGGAAAAAUGCGGUAAAUCAAUAAGGGGCAGCUAUUCACACCCUCCUUCAUAUUAAUGAUUCUGCUUUCAUAUUGCCAUUUUUAAAAGUCUGAUUUAAAUUUUAAAAAUCUGAUUUUUUUAGUAUUCUUUUUUAAAAAAGCAUUGAUUUUUAUCCUACCUGUGCAAAAGCAAGGAUCUGACCUGUUGUUGAUUUAUUUGGAACAGGAUCAGAAAGGAAGAAGUUGCCAAGCGAGCCCUUGAGAAGCAGGCCCAGCUGGAAGAGGCCCUCCGGGAACUGGAAGACGAGAGGAGGGCAGGGGAAGAGGAGCCGCAAAGGCGGGCCGAGCAGGAGGAGCAGGAGAAGAUGGCCGAGCUCCAGCUUCAGGUUUGGACUCGAGGCAGAGUGGAAAGAGGCUAGAUACUGGAAAAUAUUUUAUGUUCUGGGAUGCUCAGCAGUCUGCAAAAAGCACCCUUUGGGGGAUUGAGGGCAGCGGUCCCGGGAUCGAAUGGAUCUUAAUUUUCAUUUCAGGUUUCUUAAGUGCAUGCCAAGCUCCAUCUUUAAAUCUACACCAGUCAAGUGUGUUGGGACCUCUUACUGCAAUAAUCCCCAUUGGUGGGCGAAAACUUCCAUGUCUUUUGUUGUUUUGGUGAUUCCUGCCCCUACUUGAUGAUGAUUUAUUUCUACCCCGCCCAUCUGGCUGGGUUUCCCCAGCCACUCUGUGCAGCUUCUGACAGGAGAUUUAUUAUUAUUAUUAUUAUUAUUAUUAUUAUUAUUAUUAUUAUUAUAUUUGUAUCCCUCCCUCCCCUGCCAGAGUUGGGCUUACAUCAUAUUAAUAACACAAUAUACAUAAAAACAAGCAAUCAAUGGAUUAAAAUUCAAAUAAAUUAAAAUUAAACUAAAGAAAUGGCAAUCCUCAGGUUAAUACAUCAGUCAUAAAAAACUUCCCUAAACAGGGCUGCAAAGUAAGUGUUGAGUGGUUCCACCAUCUCUUGGUCACCCAAUAGCUUCUCUCUACUACUCAAUGAUUCCAUAAACUCUGCUUAAUCUAGUUGUGCUGAGUCUUCUUUUGACAUUAGAGUUUCAAUUUCAGAAAAUGUUUAACAGAUAAAGUAUAAGCAAUAUAUUAAAAUUUUAAAAACUGGGUAAAUAUAUAGUCUUAUAUAUGGAAAAAUACAGUAUUCUGGCCACCUCCCUCUUGCAGUCUUUUGAUACUUCAGCUGUCAGCUUUAAUAAUAAUAAUAAUAAUUUUAUGUCUACCCCGCCCAUCUAGCUGUGUUUCUCGAGCUACUUUGGGUAGCCUCCGACAGGAGAUUAAAAAUACAUUAAAACAUCAGUCGUUAAAACCUUCCCUAAACAGGGCUGCCUUCAGAUGUCUUCUAAAAGUCAGGUGGUUCUUUAUUUCCUUUACAUCUGACAGGAGGGCGUUCCACAGGGCGGGUGUCUGGUUCCCUGUCACUUGGCUUCUCACAGGGGGGAGGGAACUGCCAGAAGGCCCUCGAGAUAGGGACCCCGGUGUCCGGGGUGCAGAUGCUGCAUCAGGUCUACUGGGGCAAGGCUGUUGAGAGCUUUCAAGGUAAGCACUGAGACUUUGAAUUGUGCCCGGAAAUGUCCUGGGAGCCAACGCAGGUCUUUCAGGACCGGUGUUGUGUGGUCUCAGUCAGACUUGAUUUAAAUCCUUUAUUUUACAGAAAGGUUCAGCUUUGCUGCCUUCCUCUGAAUAUUGACAACCAGAGAAAAGUUUCCUCUACUGGGCUGUUUAGAGCUUUCAAGGUCUGCACCAACCCUUUGAAUUAAUAAUAAUAAUAAAUUUUAUUUAUAUCCCGCCCUCCCCAGCCAAAGCCGGGCUCAGGGCGGCUAACAACAAUAAAAUAGUGCAACAUUCUAAAAACAUUUCAUUAUAAAAAUUAAUUAAAAUCAAAUUGAUGGUAACCAUAAGCUUAAGUUCUGUAAAGAUUGCCAAAGGAGGGAGUCAGGCUGCAUCCUGACCAAAGGCCUGGUGGAACAGCUCUGUCUUGCAGGCCCUGCGGAAAGAUGUCAAAUCCCACAGGGCCCUAGUCUCUUGUGACAGAGCUUUCCACCAGAUUGGAGCCACAGCCGAAAAAGCCCUGGCUCUAGUUGAGGCCAGCCUAACCUCUCUGUGGCCUGGGACCUUCAGGAUGUUUUUAUUUGAAGACUGUAAGUUCCUCUGUGGGACAUACCAGGAGAGGCGGUCCCGUAGGUACGAGGGUCCUAAGCCGUAUAGGGCUUUAAAGGUUAAAGCCAGCACCUUAAACCUGAUCCUGUACUCCACCGGGAGCCAGUGUGUCUGGUAUAGCACCGGGUGAAUGUGAUCUUGCAGCAAUGACCCCGUAAGGAGUCUCGCCGUGGCAUUCUGCACCCGCUGGAGUUUCUGGGUCAGUCUCAAGGGCAGCCCCACGUAGAGCAAGUUACACUAAUCCAGUCUGGGUAAGGAGCCAACUGCUUAGCUUGGCGGAGAUGAAAAAAUGCCGCCUUUGUUAUAGCUGUAAUCUGCGUCUCCAUGGAGAGGGAGCUAUCGAAGAUUACACCCAAACUCUUAACAGACGGUGCUGGCACUAAUUGCAGCCCCGCAAGAGAUGGGAGUUGCCCCCUCAAUUCCAUAUCGUCCCGUCCCAGCCAGAGGACCUCUGUCUUCGAAGGAUUUAACUUCAACCGGCUCCCACAUAACCAUCCAGCCACAGCUUCCAAACAUCUGAUCAGUGUGUCUGGGGCCGGGUCAGGAUGGCCAUCUAUUGAGAGAUGAAGCUGGGUGUCAUCAGCAUAUUGAUGACAACUCACUCCAAAACUCCGGACAAUCUGGGCAAGGGGGCGCAUAAAGAUGUUUCAUCCAGAAACCCACCAAGCUGUUCAGCAACCGCUUUCUCAAUCACCUUACCCAGGAAUGGAAGAUUCGAAACUGGGCGGUAAUUGGAUAGAUCUAAGGGAUCUAAUGAUGUUUUCUUUAAGAGCAGGCGCACCACUGCCUCCUUCAGUUCCCCUGGGAAUGUCCCGGUGCCAAGGGACAAAUUGAUGAUAUCCCCCAGGGGGGCCCGUACCUCGUCUGGACACACUCUAAUCAGCCAAGACGGGCACGGGUCAAGAGGACAGGUGGUGGGCUUUCCAGCUCGGAGGAGUUUGUCCACAUCGGCUGGGGAUAUCUGGUCAAAGUGGUCCAAUACUGGACCCGAGGACAGUCGAGGGGCCUCCAGUUCCUUUAUUGUAUCCAAAUUGGCAGGGAGGUCAUGGCGGAGCAACAGGACCUUCUCCGCAAAAAAGCUCGCAAAUGCCUCACAGCUGUGUGUCAAAUUGUUAUUUAAAUUUGACUGUCCCUCUAGGGACUUUAAAGACCUAAUUAUGCUAAAUAAUUGCGCCGGGUGAGAGCUAGCGGAUGCAUUGGAGGCCAAGAAGUAAGACUUCUUAGCGGCCUUCACUGCCAUCUCGUAGGUUUUCAUAAAAACCCUAUAAGAUGUUCUUGAGGCUCCGUCAUGGGCACCCCGCCAUACUCGCUCUAGCCUGGAAACGUCCUGGGAGCCAAUGCAGGUCUCUCAGGACCGGUGUUAUGUGGUCUUGGCGGCCACUCCCAGUCCACAGUCUGGCUGCUGCAAUCUGGAUUAGUUGGGGGUUUCCGGGUCGCCUUCAAAGGUGGGGAGUACACUUCCUUUGAGGCGUGACUGGCUAAUUCCCUAUGGCCCUGUAUUGGGAUUCUGGCUGGGUUUGACCCAACUUUAUGUUAUAAUAAUAAUAAUAAUAAUAAUAAUAAUAAUAAUAAUAAUAGCAUGGUCUUGACCCAAUCUAUUUAUCAGCCUAAUCUGUUUCCUUGGGGAAGUGGGAAUAACCCUAAUCCACGUAUGCUAUCCUGAUAUCACUGGAGCGGUCUUGGUGGUGGGCUUGUAUACAUAUACCAGGCUUCCUCAACCUCCGCCCUCCAGAUGUUUUAAGACUACAACUCCCAACAUCCCUGACCAUUGGUCGUGCUAGCUAGGGAUCAUGGGAGUUGUCGGCCAAAAACAUCUGGAGGGCCAAGGUUGCGGAAGCCUGAAGUAAGGUAAAAGGGAUGAAUCCGUUCCAGACUUUUAAAAACAACCCCUAAAACAGCCAUCAAACUUGAAUUUUCUCUCUGACAAGACCAUGGAUCUGUGAAACGAAAGCAAUCAACAAUGUACUACAGUCACACAAUCUAUCCAUCAGUAACUGAACUGGGUUCCGCACAAUCACACAAAAAAGAGAGCCGCAAAAACGCAAAAUAAAUCACAAAAACAGACAGACCUCAGCAAAACACUCACAUCAGAAAGAUUGCACUCAAAAUGGCUUCCGAAAAAACAUUCCCCAACCAGAAAACUUCCUUCCAGUUUUUCAGUGUUUGGGUUCUGAGUUGUUUGAGUCCCAAGGCGUUUGAAGACCAAGGUACCGCUAUGCAACGUAAUAAUAAUUAUAACAAUUGUACAGGGGAACCCCAGAAUUUGCAGAGGUACACACGCACACAAAUUAUACCAAACAGUAUAAUAUAUUUUGGGACACGGGUGGCGCUGUGGGUUAAACCACAGAGCCUAGGACUUGCCGAUCAGAAGGUCGGCAGUUCGAAUCCCCACGAUGGGGUGAGCUCCCGUUGCUUAGUCCUGCUCCUGCCAACCUAGUAGUUCAAAAGCACGUCAAAGUGCAAGUAGAUAAAUAGGUACCGCUCCAGUGGGAAGGUAAACGGCGUUUCCAUGCGCUGCUCUGGUUCGCCAGAAGCAGCUUAGUUAUGCCGGCCACAUGACCCGGAAGCUGUACGCCGGCUCCCUCGGCCAGUAAAGCGAGAUGAGCGCCGCAACCCCAGAGUCGGCCACGACUGGACCUAAUGGUCAGGGGCCCCUUUACCUUGUAUAAUAUAUUUUAUAUUUUGAUUUUGUUCUGCAAACCGCCCUGAGACCUCUAGUUAUAGGGCAGUAUAUAAAUUCAGUAAAUGAUAAUAAAUAAUGCCCCAAAGCCCCACUAAAGAGCCCAGAGGACUUUUCCAGUUGAUUCUCAACAUAACCUGGCGACUGAAUAGGCCAGGCAUCGCCAAACUUGGCCCUCCAGAUGUUUUGAGACUACAGCUCCCAUCAUCCCUAGCUAACAGGACCAGUGGUCAGGGAUGAUGGGAAUUGUGGUCCCAAAACAGCUGGAGGGCUGAGUUUGCCUAUGCCUCCUCUAAUACUGGGGGGGGGGGGGGGCUUGAACCCCUGCAGCCCAUGGGAUAUCUGCUUGCCAAGACCUACAAUAUCUGUCAUGGGGUGUGGGUGGAGAAUGCCACAUCUGCUACAUGAUGCAGGAUCAAUAAUGAUGAUGAUGAUAAUAAUAAUUAAUUUACUGUUUCUACCCUGCCCAUCUGGCUGAGCCUCAGCCCCAAAAAGAUUAGCCUCCCCCCUGGCUCUUAGCUGCUUAAUAGCAGUUAUGGGGUGCCUGUGGCGGCACUCCAGAGUUUGCAGGGCUCCAGCUCCCUUCAGCCCCAGACGGCGUGGCCAUUGGCUGGGAAUGGCAAGUUGGCAUUUUAGCAACUACGGAAGGGCCACAGUCCCCCACCUCCCUUGCCAUUAUUAUUCUUAUUGUCUUCUUCUUUUGCAAUCCCUCGUAGCCGAAUCAGAUUGUCUUUCAUCAACAUGGAUUUUAGCAGUGAGCCCGUAAGUGAGGGUGGAGGCCAAUUCCGGAUCCGCACAUCCUUCCACAGUGGGGUUUCUGGGCGGGGGUUGAUCCUGGUGAAGGUUCCUUCUUCCUCGCCCGUUUCUCCCUCGUGUCCCGAAUUCGAGUGUCUUCAAAGCCCAGGACGCCUUUGGUCGAGGCUGUUCUCCAACUGGAGUGCUCACAGGCCAGUGUUUCCCUGUUGUCGGUGUUUAUACUACAUUUUUAAAAUUUGCCUUGAGAUCUUUCAACCUUUUUUGUGGACCACCAGCGUUACACUUUCCAGUGUAAGGCGAUACACAACAUGACCGGUCCAAAGUUGAUGUUGAAGGAUCAUCGCUUCGACACUGGCAAUCUUUGGUUCUUGCAGUACACUGCCAUUAGUUCACCUGUCUUCCUGAGCGACAUGUCAGAUUUUCCGGAGACUCCAUUGACGGAAUCUCUUGCACACGCUGGACGCCUUGCAGUUUGGAGAGCUGUUCCCGGUUUCCAUUCGGGUGGGGUUUUGGGAACAAAAGGGUUUUCCGGUGGUGAUUCCUCUUCCCCCCAAUUUUAGCGCGAAGAGGCCGAGGCAAAAGCUAUGGAGGAAGCCGAGAAGCAGCGUCAGGAACGGGAGCAGAUUGUGCAGCGGAACAAGCAAGAGCGGCUGGAGAGGAAAAAGGUGAGACGCCUUCCUUUUCUGCUCUCAGUCCUCUGUUUCAAAAGAAUGAAUGAAUUUAUUUCCGUCGGCCAUUGCAAUAAAAGAGCAUUGCAGUGUGCAUAUACCAGGCAUGUCCAACAUGUAGAUCGCAACCUACUGGUAGAUUGUGGGGUGUUCCUGGUCAAUAUCUAGUCUCUCAGGGAUCUCCUCCCACUACCUCAAAAAAGAAAAAGUAAAAAAAAGAAGAAUGAAAUAGCUCAACAACUACUGUUUCUACUGUUUCCUAAAGAAAGCUCAACCACUCUAGCUUCCUAAGAAAAGCUGAGCAACUUUGCCUUUCCAAAAAAAGCUCAGCAACUUUUGUUUUCUAGCCAAAAAGUUGACCAUCAGAUUAAGGUCCACUAUUUGACUGCAGAUUCAUGAACCCUCAACUGUGUUCAUUUCAUUCAUUCAUAUCUUCAGUUCCAUUCAUUCAUUUGCUUCCUUAGAAAAAGCUCAGAAACUUUACCUUUCCAAAAAAAGCUCUGCAACUUUUGACUCCUAGCCAAAAAGUUGACCAUCAGAUUAAGGUCCACUAUUUGACUGCAGAUUCAGGACCCUUAACUGUGUUUUAUAUAAUCGACUUUUUACUAUGUUCUGUGUAUAUCACAGUGCUCAUUCAGUUCCAUUCAGUCAUAUAUUCAGUUUCAUUCAUUCAUAUAUUCCAUUUCCUUCAUUCAUUUGCCCCUAAAAAAAAGCCGAACCACUUUAGUUUCCCAGAAAAAGCUCCACAACUUUGAUCUGUCCAACAACAACAGGUAGAUCACUGCCCGAUUUUUUUCACUGUGAAUAGAUCGCAGCCUCUUGGGAGUUGGACAUCCCUGCCAUAUCCUUCAAAAGAGACAUAUAAUGUUUCAUGAAAAAGCAGCUGGAUAAGCCCUUGGGUGGACGCAGACCAUAGCAGUGGAUACAAGUCGAAGGCCGGGACUUCCCUUGUACGCUGGCAGGGGUUGUGGGUGGGGCAUUGUGUAUGCUCUAUAGCAGGGGUCAGCAAACUUUUUGAGCAGGGGGCCAGUCCACUGUCCCUCGGACAGUGUGGGGGGCUGGACUAUAUUUUGGAAACAAAAGAAAGAACGAAAUCCUAUGCCCCACAAAUAAUCCUGAGAUGCAUUUUAAAUAAAAGGACACAUUCUACUCGUGUCAAAACACGCUGAUUCCCGGACCGUCCACAGGCCGGAUUGAGUAGGCGAUGGGGCCGGAGCCGGCCCCAGGGCCUUAGUUUGCCUACUCUAUGGCCUAACAGUGAUAUUUGGCAUUUGGGGUCCCUUUCAUUUAAUUGUCUCAUGCAGUGGUGGCCCGACUUGACCCCCUCCAGCUGUUUUGGGACUACAACUCCAUCAUCCCUUGCUAAUAGGACCAACGGUCAGGGAUGGUGGGAGUUGUUGUCCCCAAAAUCAGCCCUGGGCUGCUUUUACAAUGGAGCUCAACAAAGUAUGCUUGGCUUCCUCCCCAGCCCCAUUUAUUUCUUUGAACCUCUCUGAGGGAUUUUAGGAGGGAGAUACCAUGACAGGCCCAUGAUGCAUCAAUGUGUCUUUUAUAGCUGAGAGAGGAUUUUGAGCCAGGUCUCUCUCUAACCUAAUGGUGGCCAAACGUGGCCCUCUAUCUGUUUUGGGACUACAAUGCCUACUAUCCCUGACCACUGCUCCUUUUAGCUAGGGAUGAUGGGAGUUGUAGUCCCCAAACAGCUGGAGGGCCAAGUUUGACCACCACUGCAGUCAAAGUCUAACCAAUACUCCCUGCUGGCAUUCAAGGGUCUCCAAGCAGGAAAAGGAAAGGGCCAGAUGGGCGGGGUCAAAAUAAUACAUUAUUAUUAUUAUUAUUAUUAUUAUUAUUAUUAUUAUUAUUAUUACUACUACUACUACUACUACUGCUGCUGUUAUUAACUGAGUCUUGGCGUUAUCUAAGUGGUGUGACUGUUCUUUGACAGAGAAUAGAAGAAAUAAUGAGGAGGACCCGGAAGGCAGAGCAGAACGACGCCAAGGUAAAUGUCUUCCAACUUUGGCUAAAGGCCUCUGGUUACCUCUGAUUUCUGUUGCUAGUGUUCAAGGGGAACGUUGUUGGCGCCUGCCUUAAAAAUUGUGGUUUUCUCUGAGCUCCCACACCUGAUCUGAUGCUGAUGUGCUGUGGCAGCUUUCAUUUCAUUUCAUUAUAAUUUUUACUGGUUUUUACACAUAUUUUCAUACAUAACAUCACAGUAUGCAAAAAGAAAUGAAACAUUUGGCUCCAAUAGGCUCCGUUUUUGGACAAAUACUUGCCUUGUAUUGCAGGCAUAGGCAAAUUCCACCACUCCAGAUGUCAGAGUGCAAGGAGAUAAAUAGGUCCUGCUCCGGCAGGAAGGUAAACGGUGUUUCCGUUCGCUGCUCUGGGUUCACCAGAAGCAGCUUAGUCAUGCUGGCCACAUAACCUGGAAAAACUGUCUGCGGACAAACGCUGGCUCCCUCGGCCAGCAAGGUGAGAUGAGCGCUGCAACCCCAGAGUCGUCCGCGACUAGACUUAACGGUCCGGGGUCCCUUUACCUUUCUUAUUACUAUUAAAUCGUCGUCUUAUAUAUAAACUAAAAUAAUGAAGAUAAGUAACGAGCAGUAAUUUUAACAGGACAAAACUUCCUGCAACCCUACUAGCGAUGUACGUUUUUUACAAUUGUCUUUCAGAUAUAUCAUAAAUUUGUCCCCGCCUUUCAGAAAAGUUCGAUCCUACUGGUUCUGGAUUUUCCCCAUCAGUUUGGCCAAUUAGGCAUAGUCGAAUAAUUUCAUCUGCCAAUCUUCUUUCAUUGGCAACUUUUAAGGCAGAAUACUCUUCCUAGAGGCAAAUACGGAUUGCCUGAGCCAUGAAUGAAAAUGAUUGCAUAUUAGGGAAACGUAUUUGGCAACCUCCCUCUUGCAGUCUUUUGAGACUGCAACUGACAGCUUUCAUCAUCAUCAUCAUCAUAUUUAUUUCUACCCUGCCCAUCUUGCUGAUUUUCGCCAGACACUCUAAGCCGCUUCCAAUAACAACAACAACAGCAAUUUAUUAUUUGUACCCUGCCCAUCUGGCUCGGUUUACCCAGCCACUCUGGGCGGCUUCUAGCAAAAGAUUAGAAAUACAUUAAAACAUCCGUCAUUCAAAACUUCCCUAAACAGGGCUGCCUUCAGAUGUCUUCUAAAAGUCCAAUAGUUGUUUAUUUCCUUGACAUCUGACGGGAGGGCAUUCCACAGGGCAGGCGCCACCACUGAGAAGGCCCUCUGCCUGCUUCCCUGUAACUUCGCUUCUUGCAGGGAGGGAACCAGAAGGCCCUGGGGAGAGGGACCCUGGCGUCCGGGGUGGAGGCACUCCUUCGGGUCUACUGGGCCGAGGCCGUUUAGGGCUUUCAAGGUCAGCACUGACACUUUGAAUUGUGCCCUGAAACGUCCUGGGAGCCAAUGCAGGUCUUUCAGGACCAGUGCUAUAUGGCCUCAAUCAGACUUGAUUUAAAUCCUUUAUUUUACAGAAAGGUUUGACUUUGCAGGCAUCCUUUCAAUAUUGACAACCAGAGGAAGGUUUCCUGUGGCUUGCAAUGUCCUUCAGAUGCCAGCUGGGCACAGGGCCAUCUUAUAACCAGCAGCUCAUCUUGCAACUGACUCUUUCUGCUUCCUCUAACACAGAACGAUGACAAGUCCAAUGAGGAGGAUGAAGGCGUCGAAGAAGACGAGGAGCUGGGCCUCGAAAAGCAAGAUCAGCCUGGUAAGGGGCAGCCCUGCGACUGUUUGUCUUCCUUGCCGGGUGGAUUUGAUUUAAAUUAAAUCGAUUUAAAUCCCAUUUUAAAUCCCUAGUCAGGAAGACUUGAUUUAAAUUUUUUUACAGAAAGGUUCAACCCUGCUGGCAUCCUCUUAAUCUUGAGAAGCAGAGGAAGGUUUCCUUUUUGGAAUGAUAAAACCCUUUUUUACAGAAAGGUUUGGCCUUGCUGGCUUCCUCUUCAUAUUGAAAACCAGAGGAAGGUUUCCUUUUUGGAAUGAUAAAUUUCCAGAGUAGUUUCUACUGUUAUAUCAAAAGUGACUGAUUUGGUUCUACUCUUAGAAAGACAUAGACAGAUAAUGAUGAAAUGAUGGUGAGGUUUAAUAAGUUAACGGUUUCUAUUUGGACAACUUUUCCACUGUACUUGAUUGGAAGGAGACAAACAAUCAUUUCCUUCAUCACAAUUUAAACAAUUUAUUUAACUAAAGCAGUAACAUGAUAGCAGAUGUAUACAUGUUUGUUAACUGAUGGGGUUAAACUUUUUUUUUAAACGACUUAGACUGAGGUGUUUUUUUUUAAGAAUAAUUUUUUAUUAACCGACCAAUCACAUCAAAUCAAACCAAAUUACAUAAAUUCCAAAUUACACAGCCAAAUUUUAAAUUUUUGUUGGGGGUACCCAUAUUUCAAGUUCCGAAGGCAUCCAAUCAACUUCUUGCUUCUUACUGCUGUUUUAAUGUCCACAAAUCUAACCUUAUGAUGUUCACAGUACUAUCCAGUCCUUUCUUAUUAUUUUUCCACAUCUCUUGUUGUUAUUUUCAUAUAUUUUUCCUUUCUCUUUGUGACCUCUGAUAGUCUCCAUAAGCUGGUUAGAACAGUUUGUAAUCCUGCGUGGAUAUUAAUUUUUAUCCAGUAGCCAUAUCCAGACGUUUUCCAUAUAACAUCACUUCCAUACAUCAAAACAGUCUUAGCGUCAUUAAUCUUCACCAAUCUGCCUCCUUUCUCAAAACCUCUGAGGAGAUUCACUAGGAAUGCAGUCUGAAAACAAAUCGGUACUUCCUCCCGGCUAUAAAUCCUUUGGCAAGAUGGCGACUCCGAAUUAAUUGCUGCGUCAUUCCCAAAAGCUCUUAUUGCUUCUCAGUCUCCAUAAAGCAUACUUUUGGUUAAAGUUUAUCUCCACACAGACCUUAAUCAUCCUGCUUGGGUCAGUUCAACCGACGGUUCUAAUGAGGAGGGGUUCUUGUAAAUCACAUAGAAGGAAAGUAAAAAAGGUUCCCCCCCCCCCAUUCAGCCCAGUUGUCAACAUACCCCGCCUUUGGUGUAUCUUCAUCGUAAAAUAUUCCUGUUUCUCCAGCCCGUCGUCUUCUUUCGCAGAGGUCACUUAAAUUAGCAGACUUCACUCCCCUUCUUCACUUGAAAUAUGUGCAUUUGCUUCUUUUGUAAUUAAUUAUUCCAAAUUGCUGCAACUAGUGCGCGAUCAGAGACAGCAUCCAGGAGACCCGAUGUCCACACGGGAGCAUUCUGCCUAGGGCUCUCACCCCCUUCUUUCGAAUUAGGGGGUGAUUUAUGGGCACAGCAGGCAAGGGCAGUGUUCCCCAUUUCCUUGGGGCAACAAGGGAGGCUGCCUACUCCCAUAACAGCCUCUUAAUUACCCCGUGUGGGUCGGAGAGAUGGUAUUGUCGGCCAUCUUCCAAUGCGCCCCCUAGUGGCCCCGAGACUUAGACUGAGUUUUAGCAGACAUGAAAAACUUAAAACAAAUUCUUCUUUCCAGAUGAAUAGCCUUUGGACUCUAAUGUAAUUUAAAGAGGAAAUCUGUAGAAAGGUUUUUCCUCCAAAAGCAUUUUGUUUUAAAAAUCCAAUUUAAAUUUUAAAAAAUCAAUAAUAAUUUUUAAAAAUCCAAUUUAAAUCAAGAAAAUCCAAAUUUUAUUUAUUUAUUUAUUUAUAAAUCAUUGAUUUUUAUCUACCCUGCUUUCUUAGCUAGCUUGGAGGUAUUCCCUGAUUUUCUCGGAAGGGGCUUCUGGCGCAGAGGGCUUUCGUUCCCUCUUGUGGAAAGAAUAGCAUGGGGUUAGUUAAGCCUGCCAUCUGCCUGCCUGCCUUACAUCUUCAGUCGCAGUUUGAAAAUAGUUUCCUUUUACCACCAUCCGCACUCCAAAUUUCAGGUGGUGACUCUUAAUUAUUAAUGGCGGCACCCGCCCUGUGGAACGCCCUCCCAUCAGAUGUCAAAGAGAUAAGCAACUAUCUGACGUAAGACAUCUGAAGGCAGCCCUCUUUAGGGAGGUUUUGAAUGACUGAUGUUUUAAUGUAUUUCUAAUCUUUUGCUGGAAGCUGCCCGGAUGGGCGGGGUAUUAAUAAUAAUAUUUAUUUUUGUUGUUGUUGUUUCAGAAAAGGCAAAAUAUGACUCCUCCCUCGAAGACGGUCCAGAGGCUGUGUGCGAUUUGGCCACGUUGGAAGACAGAUCAAAAAUGGAACCGGACAGUGUCUUUGUAAAUGGGGAUGAGGUGGAGGAGGUUGAUCGGAAGAACGACGAUGGUGGUGGGAAUUCGAUGUAUUUGACUCAGGUGAAAGAAGCUAGGUAAGCUUGGUGCAGGUGUUGCCCACUCCUGCCCCUCCCCCAAACAGCCCCGUACAGUGGUCCCUUGGUUCCCAAACUUAAUCUGUUCCAGAAGUCCGCUCCAAAACCAAAGCAUUCCAAAACUGAGGAUGCCAGCAAGGCUGACCCUUUCUGUAAAACAGGUACCCUGGUUCUCAAACUUAACCCGUUCCAGAAAUCCGUUCCAAAACCAAAGCAUUCCAAAACCAAGACACUUAUUUCCCAUAGAAUAUCAUGCAAAAGGGAUUAAUACGUUCCAGACUUUUAAAAGCAGCAAUUUAACAUGAAUUUUACACUCUAACGAGACCAUCAAGACAUAAAACGAAAGCAAUCAUCAAUGUGCUGUACCAUUAAAGAAAUAAGAUAUUGUAGAUGAGAAAAAUAGAAAUUAAUUUUUUAUUUUCUGACCUGCACUGAUGAUAGUCAUUGUUUGGAUGGGGGGCUUUUAUCCAUUUCCGCAAUCACACAAUCAAUCAAUCAAUAAAAUAUCCCCUUUUUUACAGAAAGGUUCAACCUUGCUGGCAUCCUCUUAAUAUUGACAACCAGAGGAAGGUUUCAUUUUUGGAAUCAUACAUUUUCAGAGGAGCUUUUACAGUUAUAUCAAAAAAUACUGAUUUGGUUCUACUCUAAGAAAUACAUUGAAAGAUAGUGAUGAAAUGAUGGUGAAGUUUCAUAAGUGAACUGUUUCUAUUUGGUCAACUUUUCUGCUGUACUUGAUUAGAAGGAGACAAACAAUCAUUUCCUUCAUCACAAUUUAACCAUUUAUUUCACUAAAACAAUAACAUGAUAGCAUAUGUAUCCCUGUUUGUUAACUGAUAUGGUUAAACGUUGUUUUUUUAAAGACUGAGUUUUAGCACACAUGAAAAACUUAAAACAAAUCCUUCUUUCCAGAUGAAUAGCUUUGGACUGUCAUAAAACUGAAAUAAAAAAAUCUUUAGAAAGAUUUUCCCUCCAAAAGCAUCUUAUUUUAAAAAUCAAUUUUUAUUUUUUAUUUUUAAAAUCAUUGAUUUUUAUCCACCCUGCUCUCUUCCCAGUCCUCCAGCAAAGGAAACGGUUGUUGAGAACUCUGAAAUCUCGUGCGUUAACGAAGAGGAUCGCUCAACUGGAUUUCUAUCUAACCUGAAUGGGAAAUCUACGACGUGGAAUUUUGAAGAAAUAAUUGAACUCGGCGUCCAUCCCAAGACAACCAUGGCUGCAGAUAAAGCCACCCAGAGCUUGAAAGAUGCUGCUGUUGUACCUGCGAGUCCCAGGCUGGCUUUUGAAGAAGAAAGUCCCGUGAAUUCCUUGACCAAACCGAUAGAGACCGCAUCAGGUAUAAUAAUAAUAAUAAUAAUAAUAAUAAUAAUAAUAAUAAUAAUUUAUUUCUACCCUGCCCAUCUGGCUGGAUUUCCCCAGCCACUCUGGGCUGCUUUCAACAGGAGAUUUAAAAAAUAUUAAAUAUACAGUCACAGGGGUCUGCCCAGUGCACCAAACCACCUCUCCAUUGAAAGGUGGCAAAUUCGCAUUUGAGUUCGGCGUUCAGGGUUCUCAAAAUACUUGAAACCUGGGCUGCAGGGCUGGAAAGAAGGAUGCUGACUGACCUGAAGUUGGAGGGAAAUAAAAGGAGAGGUUUUGCGUGGGUUAAUGAAGCCCUUCCGCUUCCUCCUAAAAUGGGUGUCCCCAGGGCCCCCUUUCUGCGAACUCUGGCACUUGUGAACCAGCUCCCUAUACUAGAUUCAGGGAGGGAGCUGCGUUGGUCUGACGCAGUCAAAAUAAAUCUUAAAAAAAUGAAAAAAUGGUCCAGUAGCAACCUAGAGACCAACAAUGUUUCUUCUGGAUCAAAGAUCUUGUGUGCAGGCAGACUUCUUCAAAUACACUGAAGCGGAAGUCCCCAGACCCUGAUAUAUAGAGGGAGGGAAGUCCCCAGACCAUGAUAUAUAGUGGGAGGGGAGUCCCCAGACCCUGAUAUAUAGAGGGAGGGGAGUCCCCAGACCAUGAUAUAUAGAGGGAGGGGAGUCCCCGGACCCUGAUAUAUAGAGGGAGGGAAGUCCCCAGACCAUGAUAUAUAGUGGGAGGGGAGUCCCCGGACCCUGAUAUAUAGAGGGAGGGGAGUCCCCAGACCAUGAUAUAUAGAGGGAGGGGAGUCCCCAGACCCUGAUAUAUAGAGGGAGGGGAGUCCCCAGACCAUGAUAUAUAGAGGGAGGGGAGUCCCCAGACCCUGAUAUAUAGAGGGAGGGGAGUCCCCAGACCAUGAUAUAUAGAUCCUGUAUUUAAUCUCCCAGGAGAUGGAAGUGUUCUCCUAUUGCAGUUUUGGCCAAAUUCGGCCCUCCAGUUGUUUUGGGACUACAAUUCCCAUCAUCCCUAGCUCACAGGACCAGGGGUCAGGGAUGAUGGGAGUUGUAGUCCCCAAACAGCUGGAGGGCCAACUGACUUCUCUGCCGUGUGAUUCCCGAUUUCAGAUUGAUGCCCAUUUAUCCUUUGGCAUAGAGUCUGGCCUGUUUGCCCAAUAUAGAGAGCCGAAGGGCACUGCUGGCAUUUGAUGGCAUACACAGUGUUAGAAGAUGAGCAAUGAAAUAGGCCUGAGAUGGGAUGUUGAACGUUGCUGGGUCCACUUUCUAACUCAGGCAACCCCAGCCUUCGGCCCUCCAGAUGUUUUGGACUACAAUUCCCAUAAUCCCUGACCACUGAUCCUGUUAGCUAGGGAUCGUGGGACUCAAUGGGUAUUGUCAAUCUGUUGGCAACUGUGAACGACUGCAAUUAGUCCGCCAGUAGGCAUGUCCAACAGGUAGAUUGCAAUCUACUGGUAGAUCACGGGGUGUUCCUGGUAGAUCUUUGGCCCCUCAGGGAUCUCCUUCCCCCCAGAAUAAAAAAGAACAAAAGGAAUAAAAAAAGCUCAACAACUACUGCUUCCUGUUAUGUUCUGUGUAUAUCGCAAGGCUCAUUCGGUUUCAUUCAUUCAUAUUUCCCGUUCCAUUCAUUCAUAUCUUCCAUUUCUUUCCUUCAUUUGCUUCCUUAGAAAAAGCUCGUCAAUGUUGGCUUCCGGAAAAAAGCCGGACAGCUUUGCCUUUCCAAAAAAAACGUGGCAACUUUGGCUUCCAGGAAAAAGCCAGACAACUUUGCCUUUCCAAAAAAAGCUCAGCAACUUUUGGCUCCUAGCCAAAAAGUGGACCAUCAAAUUAAGGUCCACUAUUGGACUGGGGGUUCAAGACCCUCAACUGUGUAUUAAAUAUAUUCGACUUUUGAUUAUGUUCUGUGUGUAUCGCAAUGCUCAUUCAGUUCCAUUCAUUCAUCUAUUCCAGGGAUGUCUAACAGGUCAGUUGCGAUCUACUGCUAGAUCCCCACGAGGUUUUGGUAGAUCGUAGUUGAUCUCUGGCUCCCUCGCCCAGCCCUCCAUUGUUGUAUGAUCUCUGGAAGGGAAGACUGAACUUUCUCUGUGCUGCUGUUUUUAUGCAUAGUGAUUUUUUUCUUGAGUGACUUUACCCCUUUAUCCGUUGCCUUUAACCCCCCCCCCCGAAAACAGAACUCUCCCCCCCAAAAAGCCCCUCCCUAAAAAUAGCUCAACAACUUUGAGCUAAACCCCCCCAUAAAACAAGGGUAGAUCACUGCCAGUUUUUAAUUCUGAAUGCAGUCUCUUGAGAGUUGGCCACUCCUGCAGUUCCAUUCAUUCAUAUAUUCCGUUCCAUUCAUUCAUAUAUUACCUUUCACUCAUUCUUAUCUUCAGUUCCAAUCAUUCAUUUGCUUCCCAAGAGAAGCUCCACAACUUUGAUCCGUCCAAUGACAACUGGUAGAUCACUGCCACUUUUUUUGUACUGGGAGUAGAUCACAGUCUAUUGAGAGUUGGACAUCCCUGUCCUACAGGAAAAAGCAAGGGAUAGUAUGCAGUGACCCAAAACAGCUUUCAUACGUGUAACGAGACAAGAAUCCAAUAUCUCUAUUGCGCAGCCAAAUACUGUAUUUUUGCAUCUAUUAGAUGCUCCCUAUUUUGAGGGACUCCGAUUUAAGAAAAUGGGGGAGGUGGCCCCCGUGUAUAAGACGCCCCCAAAUUUUGGACAUUAUUCUUUAGGGGGGAAACCUAGUCUUACACACGAAAAAAAUGUGGUAACUAAUUGCAAUUAAAACUCCACCUGUCUUCUGUUUCCUAUUAGUUCUUUCUUUCUCUCUCGCUUUUGAACAGAACUGUGAACACUAGGACCCUGGAAAGACUCCAGACUCUCCGCUUCAGGAAUUUGGGGUUCCCCCCAAGUCAUAUGAAGGCCUUGUUUUUGGAAAAGCUGCUUGUUGAACCCCCCCGAGUUUGGUGCCGGAAAAGAAGUAAAGUCUACCCCGCCUAACUUUGCACCUUGGAAACCUUUCAGGUAGACUGUUGCUUUAAUGAGUUUUUGUUAGAGGGACUGUUUGAACGCAGGUUUCUCGAAGGGACGGGAAGGAAACGUUUUCCCUUCCGUGAAUUGUUCAUUAUUCUGUUAGUAGCUUGUAUUGGAGAUUUACCAAAUAUUGUUGCACAGAGCACAGCCAGCCUAAUAAAAUGAAACCUAACCUUUAUUAAACCACCUUGUCCUUGUCUUAACUGGCUUCACAUGCACGCUCCAUUAUUGAAGGAGAGUUUCGUUUCAAUCGUUAAGAGCGAGCCAUCUUCCUUGGCAACAGGUUGGACUGUUUCUGCCAUAAAAAAAUCUAGCUUAGGGCUAAGAUCUCUUCCGGCGCUUGGCAACAAAUGUCUUGCUCAUGGCAAGUGGCAAGUUACACAUUUUUCCGUCUAUAAGAGGCCCCCAUGUAUAAGACGCCCCCUAUUUUGGGGGACUUAGAUUUAAGAAAAUGGGGGGAGAUGUAUCCGUGUAUAAGAUGCCCCCUUCUUUUCGACAUUAUAUUUUAGGGGGGGAACCUAGUCUUACACAAGGGAAAAUACGGUAUUUUGGUGAGCUCGCCAACAAUGAUCGAGUGCCGUCAUUGUAAUGUAGCGCUGUCGGGGCUGCAAACUGCUGUUAGCCACUGGUGGACGGAGGUGGCCCAUGCCUGGGGUGGGGGUUGACAAAAUCCCCCCCAGGCUGAUUGGCGUCGUGGCGGGUGAAUUUCCGUGACAGGCACAAUUGCCGCUGCGGAAAUCCGCCCGCUGAUCGCCAGGCGGGCAGCACUCCCAUCCCCAGCAGGCGGCACCACAUGCUGGGCGUAUAUGCGCAGGUGGCAGCACUCUCGGGAGGAUCGGUGCGCCUCCGGGUACGCGUCAUAUUUGCCGCCCGGGUGCCCCAGCGGCUUCCCCCGCAACUGGAUCCCCACUGACAACGGUCGAGUGUCAUUAUGGCAACAUGGUGUGCAGUGCUCUACGGGGCCUACAAAUUGCUGUCAGCCCCCACUUGUUGAAGGCGACGACUCGCUAUGAGACAUUCGGCAAGGACCCGCAAAGUGCGUGGAAGGGGGGCCAGAAUGGCCAAGACCAAUGCCCAAAUAACCUGCCAGGAGCCCCACCCCAACACCAAAUGUUUGGAGGGGGCCCAGGAAGCCCACUGCAUGGAGCGUCUUCCCUGAUUUACCUUUAAAGCAGGCAUAGGCAAACUCCGGCCCUUCAGAUUUUGGGACUACAAUUCCCAUCCUCCCUGACCACUAGUCGUGUGAGCUAGGGAUGAUGGGAGUUGUAGUCCCCAAACAUCCAGAGGGCCGAGUCUGGGGUGCCUGAUUUAAGUUGAUAUUCACACGUCUGUUUUGUGCAUAUUGGUGUACAAAAAAGCAGUAUCGAACCCCUGAGGUUGUGUGUGUGUGUGUUGUGGUUUUGUUUGUUUGUUUGUUUUUGUCUUCAUUAAUUAUUCUGUCCUUCUCUUCGUUUGACCUCGCUGCUUGCCUCUCCUGUUUGUGUCAAGCAGUGGUGGCCAAACUUGACCCUCCAGCUGUUUGGGGGCUACAAUUCCUACCACCCCUGACCACUGGUGUUUCCUGCUUGGCAGGGGGUUGGACUCGAUGGCCCUUGUGGUCUCUUCCAACUCUAUGAUUCUAUGGUCCUGUUAGCUAGGGAUGAUGGCAGUUGUAGUCCCCAAACAGCUGGAGGGCCAAGUUUGGCCAUGACUGGCAUAAAGCAACCUAUUUAGCCUCCAGCCCUUGGACAGUGUUCUGCGUAAAGCAGUGAUGGCCAAUCUGGGCCUUUAUGCCACCACUGGCAUAAAGGGAUGAAGUCUGUGGCUAAGAGAGAACGGCAGCUGUGUCCUUGUCCUCCAGUCCUGAAUCGCUAGGUGUCCCUUGUCAAAAGAUUAAUAAUAAUUUAUUCUAUAAAGAGCGGCUUCCCAGAUCAGUGACCCCUCGGCUUUCAGGGCAGAUGUUCAUACUGGCACGAUGCCCCAUUUCUUGGGAUUGCAGUUGGGAACUAGAGAUCCAGCCCCCUUUCCAUCUCAUCCUCUGCCCUCUCCCAAACCUUUUUGCCAUUCCCAAAUAUUUUAGAGCGGUGCCUUAGGUUGAAACAAAAUGUAUUUUUGUAUGAUCACUCUCUUCAUUCUGGCAGAGACAAUCAUUUGGACAAGCAUGAUGACUCCAGUUUUUCCCCUGUGCAAACUGAUGCCUGUUGAAUGCUGUACGUAAACGCGUAUUCACUGUUAAAUAAAUUUUCCCAUUGAAAGCAGCCUGCAUUGGUUAUUAACAGAUGAUCCAAAACGGUUGCUGUAGGCACGGAGAAAUGCAGAGCUUCUGAAACUGACUUUGUAUUGACCUAUUGUUGGUUUAAUAAUAAUAAUAAUCAGAAUAGAUUCAGGUAGGUAGCCGUAUUGGUCUGACACAGUCAAAAUAAAAAAAUUAAAAAUUGUCGCACCU
Messenger RNA from Podarcis lilfordi (Lilford's wall lizard), 68517 nucleotides. The record is from the annotation of a GenBank genome assembly. Lineage: Eukaryota; Metazoa; Chordata; Lepidosauria; Squamata; Lacertidae.